UCAUUUGGAUCCGUAACUAUCAUUCGGAUCUGUCACUGCAACAUAUCGGACAGAGAACUAAAAUUUCGUUACAAGAAAAAUCAAAAAGAGAGACAAAAGAAAUUCAAGUAGUUGGUUUCUGUUGAUGAUGACAGCAACAUGGUAAAAUGUCUAGAGUAGUUUCAACGAAUUGUUUUAGCACGUUCAGACGCGUCAAGAGACAUCUGUGGCCUGUUAUUUUGUUGCUACAUCUUGCUACAUAUAGUGAAGCAAUUCUGCCAUAUUGUCCUACUGAUUCAACAGCCACAAUCAGCUCUCCUUGUAGAUACUUACCAGGAAAACACAACUAUCUCUCUCUGACUAUAAAAAGUGAUGUAUUCUUUGAGACGAGUGCAAUAGCCAGCCAUCAUACUUUAAAAGUUGGUCAGACAUUAGAGAUAACAUCAAAUGCUAUCCUUCAAAUCGGGUUUAAUGAGGGUAGCUUGAAUCAAGGUAGCGGUGUGAGCCACUCUAAUGGGGGAACAGGAGGAAGCUUUGGAGGACGUGGGGGUGCUUCAUCAGGGAUGACGCUGGCUGCGUCUCAAGCUAUACCCUAUGGUAACCCCUUCAAUGUUUCCUCACUUGGAAGCGCGGGCGGAGGGACAGGCUAUGGGAAAGGUGGUGGAUUCUUACAACUUGAGGCUCGUAAGCUUAUUCUCAAUGGCAUCGUGAAGGCUCCUGGUGGGACAGCAGUGUCAAGUAAUGGCGGUGGAGGUAGCGGUGGUGGGGUUGCUGUGUACUGCUUUGAAAUUGAUGGUAGCGGUAAGGUAGAGUCUCUAGGUGGUCUCGGUCAUGGUUCAGGUGGAGGGGGGAGUGGUGGUAGAAUAUCAGUUACCUACCAACAUGGUGCUUAUCAAUGGCUGGCGCAUUCCUAUGGCGGCAAAACAGCUCGUGAUGUCAGUUCUCAAUCUGGAACAAGGUCUGCCAGUAGUGAAUACAGGGACUGGCGGAUUGGGAAAUACUACGCUUCUCAUGGAAUACUUAACUAUCAAGGCUCCACAGGUGGUUGGAAACCGAGCCAAAACUCCAUCAAUGAGUAUCUUGAGGUAACGCUAUCCAGAAAAGCUUACGUGACAGCUGUGGUAACACAAGGACAAUAUGGUGGAUCUGAAUACGUCAAAACGUACUUCAUCCAAUAUAACGACAUUGAUGUACCUUUACUAAGGAAUUACAAAGAAAAUGGCGAAAGAAGAGUUUUUGUUGGAAACUCUGAUACAAAUACAGCCAAACGUAACACGUUGGCAUUUCCUGUUCAUACAAAAACCAUUCGUUUUGUUCCUUUAACGUGGAAUCAAGGGAUUGUCAUGCGAGUGGCUGUCGAGGGGUUUGUGUCAGAUCCUUCAAACCUUCCAAAAUGUGAUUACAUCCCUCAAGAUGAUUCUCCCGAGGCUGGUGGUCCAGGAACAAUAUUUAUCAAUGGCUUUAAAAAUGGCCUUCCACAACGUACACUGCUUGUUGACAACAUAGGCUCCAGUUCAAGGGUCAGUUCUUCGUCUGAUUACCAGUUAUUCAAGGAAUCAGGUGCGGUGGCCUGGGUUCCAAUAUCUUCUAGUCCUCCUCAGAUUGAAAGGGUGUCAUUGUCACGUGGUGCCCAGCUCCUACUUACUGGACCGACCAAUGCACAGUUCGUUGUUAAUGACGUUGCUGACGAUGGUACAGGACAUCUUUAUGUUUCCUCAGGCGUACGACUACAGAUCACUAGCGUCCUUUCACCCUGCACAAAAGUCUUCAAUAAUGGAGAGUUAGUAAUAAGUCAAGGCUCCUCGGCUAUUUCUAUUGAAAGGUCAUUGGCGUUACAUGGGAAGUUAUCUUUACUUAACAAGCCGUCUCUUUCAUUUGGAAAACAUGGAGGGGAGCUAAUCGUGUUUCCUAGUUCUUCUCCUAAGACUUUACAAUUCACAAACUUCUCCAUUGAGCCAAACGCAGAGAUCGUGCUUAAGAGUUACUCGAGUGUUGCUUCCAAUUGCCGAUGGGAAUUGCUAGCAAAGAAAAUCGUGUUAAAAUCUGGAGCGAAGAUGUCCGUAGGAUGUCACUUAGCUUUCAUUGGUGACGAACUUCUCCUGGAAGAAAAGUCAAAGUUAAGCAUCAAUGGUAGUGAUUUGGUAUCUAACUUCACUUUGAAUAAGUUGGAAAUUAACGGAAACUUUCUUCCUGGCAUUGCAUCAAUUGGUGUUGGACUUUAUUCAGUUGUGAUCCAUGACCAAGGAUUAGUGAAGCUUCGUACGUUUGGCGCAUUCAGUGUUAAUAAUUUGGUUGUAGAUGGAAAGUUAUCCUUUGAUACUGAUGUUUACAUUCGUGGUCGAGCUUCUUCUGUAUCAAGCAACAUUUCUAUUGGGCCUAAAGGUCAUCUUGAGAUUGCCACUACCUCUCAAUCUAAUUUUGUAAAUGGAACAUCUAUUGUUCAUGCCCAAGAUGUUACUAUUGCAGGGGAAUUCCUGGCUAAAAAGCUAAGCAUUGACCCUGGCUGGAAAACGUUAACUAUCAAUGAUGGUGGAAAGUUUUUGUUCAGUCCUGUUAAACCCUUUUCAUUCAACAACAUACUCAUUAAUGGAACUGUAACAUCUCAGGGACCUCUGCAUCUUAAAGGCCUUUCCCAAAGCUUUAUUCCUCAUUUGAAGAUAGGAUCAUCUGGCAUUGUUAACAUUUCGUCUCAUAACACAUCUGUUAUCCAUGCGGAAUCUGUCACUAUUGCGGGAAAGGUAUUUACUAAGAAACUUAGCAUCGAACCAGGAUGGAAGAUAUUGACAGUCGAAAGGACUGGAACUUUUCAGUUUGAUCCUGUGCGUCUUUUCUCUAUAGAUGAAGCAACUAUCAAUGGGAAAGUCAAUUCACUGGAUGCUAUAACACUGAAAGGUUUUACACAAAAUGCAAUGACACAGUUGAAGGUUGGACCCACUGGGGUUUUCAAUGUCACAUCCAAAAAUAUAACAAAAAUCUUGUGUGAUGUUGUAACAGUAGAAGGGGAGCUAAAGAUCGGUCUUCUUGACAUAGGAGCAAGAUGGAAACAACUUAACGUUCUGGGGAGCUCAGCUCAGUUUUAUUUUAAAGCCAAUACUGCUUUCAACAUCGAUUUCGUACGAGUCAGUGGAUUACUACAUACAGACACUAUAUUUGGAUUUAAUGCACCUUUUACUUCCCAAAACUUCACCGUUGAUUCUGGUGGAACGGUUAAUAUUCAUCACAGAGGAGCUCCACGUGGCGUUGAUCAAGGUGCUUCUGAUACAUUUCUACGUGUGAACACUCUAGAAGUCAAGGGGAUAUURCAAUCAGGUUCUCUGACUGUUAACGCGUCACGUGACGUCCUUAUUGGUKCAUCAGGACGAGUUGAUGUCAGUGGUGGYGGCUGUGCUAGCGAUCAAGGUCAAGGAGCUGGAAAAGGCUCGUCCAGUGGAGGCUCAGGGGCAAAUUAUGGAGGAAGAGGAGGAAGAGGUGGAGGAAUAAGAGCAUCUGGAAAAACAUAUGGUGAUAUCUUUUCUAGAGGGACUUGGGGUAGCGGAGGGGGCCAUGGAGACUCCUCUGGUAGUGGGGGGCGCGGUGGUGGACGCAUACGCCUAUUUGUCAACAGAACACUCAAUGUUGAUGGUCAGUUCAAAGUAAAUGGAGAUCCAGGAAGGUCRACUGACGCCGGAGGGGGAAGUGGAGGAUCAUUUUGGUCCAACGCAAAGUUUUUUACAGGAUCUGGUCGUAUCGAAGCUAUAGGCGGGAACGGGAUCGGAAACGGCGGCGGGGGGUCUGGAGGUCGUAUCAAUGUCUUCUAUGAGAUUGGUGGUUUUCCUAGUGAUGGAACUGUAGCUAAUGGUGGACAGAGUUCUUCAGAGAAUGGAGGUCCAGGCAUCGUUUAYCUGCAAGGCUCACAKCCAGUGAUCAAGAACUUGAGAAUUGAUAAUAAGGGUCUCCCUGCUAUGGUCUCAAUAGAUGGAAAUUUCAACACCUUUAUCUCAAGUGGUGCUGUGGCCUAUCUWAACCCACCGAAAGAUGGUUUCGAAUACGAGUUCACGCACAUUGAAGUAUACGGUGCAUCCCAUCUAGUUUUCCCGCGCUUGAACACCCAUGUCAAGGUCGAUACCAUAUAUGGAGAUGACUCGAGUUUCAUUCACGUAGGGCCAACAACUACUCUGGAAAUGAYGUCAGUUUCCGAAUAUAGACGUAUCAAUGUCACKUGGGCGCCUUAUAUAUACAAAGGAGGCACGUUGAUGCUACCUAAUGGAACAGUAGAGUUUCGGCAAGCCGAGAGUCUGGAGUAUAACAAACUCACUCGAAGUAGUCAUGUGUCUAUUUGGGGGAGAGUUGAUGGUAGGAAAGCGCAUUUGAUGGUYGGYUAUGGUGGUACGAUCAGCUUUGAAACAUCAAGUCAUCGACGUCUAACAUUCGUUGGUAUAACCAUCCAAAAGAACGGACGUUUGGUUYUACAAAGCUCACCCUCYAACGAGUCCGAUCAAUGGAAUAUWGACGUUAUYAAAGACUAUGGUCCUGUUGGACGUGAGGGAAUGGUGACCAUUGAAGGCGAUGGUCGACUAGAGGCUCGCUCGUURAGUCUAAAGGCAGAAUCAAUYGUMGUGGAUCCAGCUGGGAUGCUCCUMCUUGACGSGAAAGGCGAAUCAUCGGGGAAAGGYCCGGGUGCUGGAUCUCUGGACGGUUCUGGUGCUGGCUACGGCGGUUAUGGUGGCAGCGGCAUAUCUACGMAACGAACUGGUCUUGGAUAUGGGGAUUUCGAGCAGCCACGUGUUUUUGGUAGCGGUGGAGGAGGUCCUAGUGAAAAAGGGGGGUCGGGAGGUGGAAUYUUAAAGCUCGAGGUUGYGAAAGCUCUCGUCGUUGAAGGUACCAUUACCUCAAGUGGUCAGUCUGGACAAGCUUCUGGCACAGGGGGUGGUAGUGGGGGUAGUAUUCUGAUACAUACUCAUGCUUUAGAGGGCUCAGGAGUUAUUGCUGUCAACGGUGGCAAUGGUAAUGGUAAUGGGGGUGGGGGCGGUGGUGGCCGAAUGGCCAUUUAUUGGAAAGACCGAGAGUGGUGGUUUGGAAGUCUCACCUCGUUUGGAGGAACUGGAGCGAGGAACGGAGGGCCUGGUACGGUGUAUUUGCAGGACAGACACGUCGGCAUCAACAACAGGACUCUGAUAUUUGACAACAGAAACCUCAAACCAUACACCAGUGAGAUAUCAAACUAUACUUUAUCCGAAUUAGACAGUGGCAGGGCGUGGUUGUUACCCAUUGGAAAGGAGUACGAGUUAGAAGAGGUGCACAUUUUACGAGGAGCACACCUUGCUCUUCAUCCUAACAUAACAAGGCCUCACGGUCUUAAAGUGCACAAGUUUGUUGGUGAUCGCACUGGUKUCCUUCAUGUUGGCGCAAAUCAAAUYGUUGUUGGUCAGUUUGCUGAUCAUGAGAAGUUCGAAGUGAAUGUAUAUGUGCACAGGACGGGACAUCUUCAUCUACCGCCAUCUUUUACAUGCUUUGGGAUUCAAAUAACUAACAGGGGUCACCUAAUGUUAGAUCGAAUGACAGUGUCUCAAGGAUGCCGCMUGUAUUUAGGUCUUACUGGCACUACAAAGCUCGCUAACAAGGAUGGCGUCUUCCAGUUCCAUUCCCUUACUGUCGCAGAUGGAGGAGAGGUUACUUCAACACAGGAAGUUGAUGACAAAUUGCUGACUAUGGUUAUUGGGGAGGUCAAUAUUCAAGGARRUGGUGAUUUUCAYAUGAAACRAUUGUACUUCGAAGCUGGUAAUUUGACCAUUGACGACCUUGGAAGACUGAGAACUGACUUCCAUGAUGCGAAGUGUACAACUGGACAAGGAAAAACAGGUACAGCAUCCUCUGGGGCUGGUCAUGGAGGAAGUGGUGGUAUUGGCUACAACCAACCACGUGUAGGCAACGCCUACGGACACUUAUAUCAACCCGCACACUUCGGUUGUCGCGGUGGAGGCGGUGGAGGACUUGGUGGUGGUGUCGUGAAUAUUACGGUGGAUGGUACUCUAAGGAUCGAUGGUAUUUUAAGCGCUAAUGGAGAUAGUGGUCAAUCCGUUUUCUCUGGGGGUGGUAGUGGUGGCAGUAUUUUCAUUACUACCAAUAUAAUGCAAGGCUAUGGAAUUGUACAAGUUAAUGGAGGUCAUGGUUAYCAAAACAGCAGCUAUUUACCCGUCAAUGGUGGCGGUGGUGCUGGAGGUCGAAUAGCUGUUUAUUUCAAAAGUAACCGUACAUUUAGUGGCUCGUUCCAGGCCUUUGGAGGGAGUGGUACGUUUGAUGGGUCAAGUGGAGGGCCUGGGACUAUCUUUUUCUACCAUCUGUUGCACAARCAUAGAACGUUAUUGAUAAGUAAUGCUGGUAGAAGGCCGUUACCCUCCAGUUUGCAAGUUAUCAAGAGCUACGCCGAUAUCUCGUUAGUYCCAGGGAGGGCGUGGCUACUUCCAUCAUCAGGCGACCACCCCUUUGCAGGGGAUCARCAAUACGUUUUUGAAGAACUACAGAUUUAUGGUGGCUCACACUUGGCUAUCCUGACUGAACCACAUAAUCGUUCUGCAUCGAUACUCUUUCGUAACAUGAUCGGAGAUCGCACUGGUACUGUUCAUAUUGGGUACAAUCAGACAAUGGACUUGCUACGAGAGACCAUCGAUUUGCCCUUCUCCGUUCGUGUUUAUCGUGGAGGUUUUCUUGGUCUCGCACCGGUCACAAUCGUUCAUGGAGUGGGUGUCCAYUUAGACGGUGUGCUAUCCUACGUCAAGAACCUCACACUUCAUCACGAUGGUUUAUUAUCACUUAAUGAGAACUCACGCACAGCUAAUSAACACRAAGAGAACGACUUUAAGUUUGACUUUAUAACUGUCCAGUACAAAGGCCUUCUGCGCAUGAUCUCUAACCCCGCAACUCAUUCUGGGAUGAACCUGACUGUAAAGUUGCUUCAUGUAGAGGGGGGAGGGAAGGUCGAAAGUAGUGAUCUACAUGUGUUCGCCGAAAAUAUUAGUAUUAAUACUGAUGGUGUGUUUUCACUCAAUGGGCGUGGCUAUUCUUUUGAUCAUGGUACGUCUACUGGUAUCAACGGCAAAAUAAACCAAGGUCGUGGGAGUUUUGUUGAUSGUGGUAGUGUGCAUAGCGGAGCAUCUGGUGGUGGGUAUGGUGGGACCGGUGGACGGGGAAAGACAUCGCCAAUUGUAGGACUUCCCUAUGGAAACCUAUAUGAGCCUUGGGAGUUUGGUAGCAGCGGUGGUAACGGSAGCGGAACGGCAGGGUCCGGUGGCGGUCGCCUCUUCCUCAACGUCACAUACCUUCUCGAAGUCGACGGUGUCGUUUCAGCAGACGGUGGGGCUGGCCAGUCCCAAGCCGGAGGUGGUAGCGGCGGAAGUAUCUGGAUAUAUACCAACAUUAUCAAAGGCUAUGGUAGCAUAACGACAAACGGAGGAAUUCCUGGCAUCACACAAUAUAAUGGGGGUGGUGCAGGAGGAAGAUUGGCUGUCUACUUCAGAAGGAAUGAGACUUUUACWAAUUUCACUUAUAAAGCUCAUGGUGGCAAAGCAAAGGUUGGUCUGGAAGACGUCGAGAGUGGAGGGCCUGGCACUAUAUUCUUGUAUCAUCUGUUUCACAACCAUCGCACACUAAUAGUCGAGAACGAUGGCCGAAGUGCCCUUAACAGACAUAUCAACUACAGCAAAAUACACCAGGAAGGAGGAAAAGCCUGGAUUAUGCCCGAAUCUGGAAUUCACAGAUUUGCCGACAGCUCACAUAGAUUCCACUUUGAAGAGCUCCAGAUAUACGGCAAUGCACAUCUCGCAAUAUGGCCACGGCAACAUAACGAUCCACGAAAUAUUUCCAUAUAUUUUAAAUACAUGAUCGGUGAUAGAUCAGGGAUGGUUCAUAUUGGGAAUAAACAAGAGAUGGACUUGUUUCGGCCAGAAAUUGAUCUUCCUUUUAGUGCUUAUAUUUACAGUGGGGGUCAUCUCGGUCUUGCRCCCGUAACAUUCAUUCACGGUGUCGAGAUUAUCGUUCGAGGUGUUUUGGCUUACAUUAAGAAUGUCACUAUACAUCAUGGAGGGAAGCUAUGGCUUCAACAUGGCGGGAGAACUCACUUAGUGGGUAUUCACAAGUACGAGUUUGAUACUGUCCGUGUGCAGGAUACUGGGCUUAUUAACGCUGUGAUAUCACCCGUUAACGACCCGGGGCUUGUUUUGACCACUCGUGCCGUAUAUAUUGAAGGAGGAGGUGUGGUUCGUGCAACUCGUUUAACGUUUGUUACCGAGAACAUAACGAUUGAUGACGGAGGGUCAUUGAUUGCUGAUGCAUUAGGAUAUAACCAUUCCCACGGUUACCAACGUAGUGGCAUUUAUGGAAAAAUUAACCCUGGUCAUGGAGUGGACUCGAAUACUGGAGCCUCAGGAGCAGGGCAUGGAGGAAGUGGUGGUCGCGGUUAUGUUAUCAGCGGUACUCCUAUUGUGGGACAGGCGUAUGGCGACCUUUAUGAACCAGCCAUGUUCGGAAGUGUAGGGGGAAAGGGUCCUGGAAAUAGGCGUGGUGGUAGUGGAGGUGGGAUGUUGUGGAUGAAUGUUACCAACGUCAUAGACGUCGAUGGUGUUGUUUCAGCCCACGGAGAGUCUGCCACCGAUAACUACAGUGGAGGAGGAAGCGGUGGAAGUAUCUGGAUGUACUGUAAAACCAUUAAAGGAUAUGGUAAAAUUACGGCCAACGGAGGAAGUGGMUCAAUGAAUGGCUACCCUGGUGGRGGUGGAGCUGGAGGGAGAAUYGCCAUCUAUUUYCAAGACAAUAAAACAUCGACAUACUUURUCUACGAAGCYCGCGGAGGAGCUGCUCAAGGCUGUCAAUUUGGUAAGGAACAUCUUUGCCAGGCAGAGGCAGGAGGUCCAGGAACAGUGUUUUUAUUCCACAUGAUUCAUACCCAUCGCACYCUGUUAAUUCACAAUGGCAAUCAAAAGCCACUUGUUUCGGCCAUCGAAGAUUAUAACGACUUGUCUAAAACUGGGUGCAUAGCGUGGCUAUUGCCUCAGUCUUCUGUUCAUCACUUUGCCAAGGGACAGGGCGAUUUCCACUUUGAAGAACUUCAAAUCUACGGCGGUGGUCACUUGGCAGUUUUGACUGAUCCCGUAGGCAGAAACACAUCGUUAUUUUUCAGCUAUAUGAUCGGUGAUCGAACCGGAACGAUGCACGUUUCAACCAAUCAGAUAAURGAUCUCAAAAGACCUGAAAUUGACCUGCCCUUUAGUGUGCAUGUUUAUCAAAAAGGAUACCUUGGUUUAGCACCGURUACGGUAGUCCACGGCGUAACCUUGUACAUCACUGGGACAGUGGCUUACAUACAAAACAUGACACUUCAUCAUGGAGGAACGUUCUGGAUCAAUGAUGGUGGAAGAACAGACGGUCAAAUUAAUAACACUUUCAGGUUUAAUACUGUYCGAGUACAAGACRAGGCAMUGAUAAGAGCUUUCACAUCUCCUACUCUUCACCAUGGGACAAAACUACAAUUACAAUCCAUGUCCAUCGAAGGUGGAGGGGUCGUUCGUGGAACCCGAUAUACGAUCCAUGCCGAAAACAUCACGAUUGAUGACGGAGGCCACAUGAAUGCUGACGGAUUAGGRUACAACUCGAGUCAUCCCAAAUCAAGCUCAGGACUACAUGGCCCUGUUAACAUUGGGAUUGGUGCAUCAUCAAGCCACGGGUCAUCAGGCGCUGGACAUGGUGGUAGAGGAGGACGGGGAACUGGCGCUCUAGUUGUAGGACAAGCGUAUGGUGAUCUAUAUGAGCCAGUACGUUUUGGUAGUAGUGGUGGUGGGAGCAGGUCUGGCGCUGGUGGAGGAAUCAUUUGGYUUAAUAUUACCAACAUUAUUCAAAUUGAUGGUGAGGUAACGGCUAAUGGAUAUGGUGGAAACGAUACGYACARCGGUGGUGGCAGUGGUGGAAGCAUAUGGAUGCAUUCKUAUAUCAUAAAAGGCAGAGGAAACAUUUCAGUACAUGGUGGAAGSGGCGGGAUAAAUUCCGGAGGAGGUUCUGGUGGUCGAAUAGCAGUCUAUUUCACUAAGAAUACAACCUUUAUCGGGAAAUUUAAAUCUUGCGGAGGAGCAAAAGGUGGUGCAGGUAACACUGAAGCUGGAGGACCGGGYACUGUGUUUUUAUACCACAUGGUACAUACACAUAGAACCUUAUUGCUUGAUAACUGUGGCCARCAUCCAAUGACCAACCGUAUUUCAAAUUAYKCYGACUUAUCACAGGAUGGYUGUCGAGCAUCCAUUCUUCCUGAUUCAGGRAUUCAUCAUUUUGCCAACCAUUCACAUKCGUUUCACUUUGAAGAGCUYCAGAUCUWCGGCGGCGCACACCUCUCUGUCCAAACCAAUCCAGUCGAUAGAAAGAUAUCAAUGUUCUUUAGAUAUAUGAUCGGAGACCGGACUGGGUUURUUCACAUUGGUAGUAACCAGAUUAUCGACCUGAAGAGACAUUUCUUAGACAUUCCUUACAGUGCCUAUGUCUACRAUGGAGGAUACCUUGGACUUUCUCAGAUAGCUGAGAUGAACAGAAUAGCUGUCCACGUUSAAGGGACKUUAGAUCACAUWACAAACCUCACACUUCUAAAUGGUGGUGCAUUGCACUGUUAUCUAACUGGAUUCACAGGCUUCGAACCACGACGUAAUUUUGUUUUUAACGAGACAGUCCGUGUAAUGGCUGAUUCGAAGAUUGAAUCUCAUAGCCCCAAUUCUCAUCCUGAUCCCUUUUUCUUGAAGGCAAAGAUCCUUCUUGUUGAGGGUGGRGCAAGAGUUAAAACUGUUAAUAUGGACUUACAUGCAAUCAACCUUACAGUUGAUGACGGUGGGUUUAUUGAUGCAAAUGAUGGAGGGGAUCUACCUAAAAGUUUCUCGAACAGGCUGAAUAACAAUGGUGCUGGACACGGUGGGACGGGUGGUAGAGGAAAGUGUGACAGCAAUGGUGCCAUUAAUACUUGUCGCUUGCAGAAAGGCUUGCCAUAUGGUAAUGUUUUUUAUCCUCAAAGCUUUGGUAGCGGUGGAGAUGGACCGAAUGGAGGGAAAGGAGGAGGAAAACUAAGAAUCAACGUUACUAAUACACUUCAGGUUGACGGUCAWGUGAUUGCAAACAGCGAUGACGUCAAGACAAACARUGGUGGUGGAAGUGGUGGMAGUAUACUCAUUGUUACUAAAGUUUUCUCUGGUAGUCAUACUGGCGCUGUUCAAUGUCUUGGUGGAUCGGGAAAACCUGGUUCUGGUGGUGGAUCUGGAGGACGAUUGGCUGUCUACUAUAAUAACACACAUACAGAUCAUCCCUAUCGUGGUAGUCUUAAUGUGUWUGGCGGGAAAGGYAUAUCAGGAGCAGAGCCUGGGGCAUCCGGAACUGCUUAUCUUAAGCAUCUUGGAACCGGGCAUUCCAUCUUGAAGGUGAACAACAACAAUCAGAAGACACUUUCCAAUAGAAUAMCUAACGAAGGUGURAAGUUGCAGCUGUCUGGUGGCAGUAAAGAUGCGUCACAGACUUAUACUUCAUCUAGUGGURUGACAGUCACCACUGGUUGUGCUUUGCGUUACUGUAGUGGUUCACAUUGUCAUACAUGCGGACGUUUCUACUCUCUUGCGUACCUUUUUGACCAAACGUUCACUUCUGGUGCAUGCGAAGGCUUUCAAUCAAACUGCAGAACAACGAACCUUGUAAUUGACUUAAAACAACUAAGGUAUAUCAACCAUAUUCGCGUCUACCCUCUCUGCCAUAUUAGAACAGACUUUAAGGUUUCGACAAAUGACGGCAGUACUACUGUUCCUGUUACCAGUAAUUUCGUUUUAAUGACAAGUGGAUGUAAACAGGGAUCGUUUGUCGAUCUCCCUGUCCGUAGAAACGCAAAGACAAUUACGUUUGAUCUGACUCGACCGUAUUCACAACAUCCGGUCCAUGUUGGGAUGACAGAGAUUGAAAUAUUUGUUGAUGGUGAAAAUGUCUAUGACAGAUACAAAUAUCGUCAGUUUGAUGGUGCUAAGACAUGGAUCGAACCUGCUUCAGGGACUAAUGAUUACGACUUUGACGAAAUCCACAUUCAUGGCUCUGCACAACUCGCCGUGUAUCCAAAAACCUCUUUAACCUCGCCUGUGACGGUUAGAGCAGGCAGAGUGUAUGGAGAUAAGAGCGGAUAUCUACAUGUUGGGUAUAAACAUUCAUUCCAAAUUGACGUCACCGACCCCGAUAUCCCGUUCGGCCUACGUGUUUAUGAAAAUGGUAGUAUUAGCAUGCCGAAACGCGCCUUCUUGCAGAAGGUUAGCGUGCAAUCAUCAGGAAAGAUAUUAGGAAUUGAGGAUCUGUUUGUUUAUGAUGGUGGCUCGUUCUAUUCUGAUUCCAAUUCAAGUCUUGGUCAAAACACGUCCGCCGGAGAGUACGAAGUAAAGACUUUACAUGUCCAGAGUGAGGGAACAUUUGAACUCUAUUCCAAUGACAAGCAACUAAACAGCCGUCUAUCAACUACAAACGUAACGAUUUACGGCGGUGGGCACUUUAAAUCUAACAAUCGUCUAAACAUAACGGCUCAUCACCUUUUAGCGGUGUAUUCAGGCGGCAAACUCAGUCACAAUCACGCCGGCUACGUAACAAAGGAGGGGAGAACUGGAAAUGAGUUUGAACAAUCGGAAGGCCCCGGCCAAGGGAGAGGAAAUACCGGUGGUGCAAGUGGUGCAGGGCAUGCUGGGAGUGGGGGUAGAGGUAAUGCUGAAAGUCGUGUUGGUCGACAUUAUGGGUCGUUAUUUCAACCAUGGGAGUACGGCAGCGCUGGAGGUUAUGGCCUUCAUUACGGUACUUUGCAUUACGGAAACUAUCGCGACGGUUCUACUAGUUCAGGCGGUAAUCGUAUUACACGUGGUGGUCUUGGCGGACAAGGGGCUGGUGCUCUUAAAAUAGACAGUCGUCAUUUCAUUCUAGAUGGACAGCUGUCGGCAGACGGGGAGUCUGGGGCUUCUCGCAGCACCGCCGGUGGUGGCAGUGGCGGAAGUUUGUGGAUCACCUGCCAGGACUUGAGUGGUUAUGGAAGGAUUUCUGUGAACGGUGGAAAUGGCUCGUCGGGAGGGGGAGGAGGGUCUGGAGGUAGGAUCGCUGUUUAUCACAAAACCAUGAUUAACUUCAAUGGAACCCUAUCUGCCAAAGGUGGCAGUAGUAACGUGGAACCAGGAGCUGCAGGGACUAUCUAUCUUGAACGGCGUAACUCAAGUAUCCUUGAAUACCGUGUGCUUAAGAUCAACAAUUWCCAUCUGACCUACCCUAUGGGACCUGAUAGAAGAGGAAAGCUGAGGCACAUUCUCAAUGGAAUAUAUAGUGAUAUAAGUAACAUUGGAGGUGUCACGUGGUUGCAUGAAUCAAAUUCCUACUCCAUGGAUGAGUUCCAUCUCCAUGGCAAUGCACACGUUGCCAUGUAUGGAAACGCAUCACAAAACCGAGUAGACUUUCGCGCCAAAACUCUAGUUGGUGACAGAAGCAGUGUUCUUCAUGUAGGUAGAUACCAGUCCUCCUCAUUUGAUGAUGUUGAUGUGUACUAUCCAAUCAAUACGCUUGUUUACCAUCAAGGCAGUUUGCAAGUGCCAAGGCGUAUGUCAUUAAGAGAGGUAUUCAUGGAGAUCAAUGGGACAUUAUCUCAUGCUGAUGACUAUACGAUUGACCGCAAUGGUGAGCUGUACCUUUGGUCCAAGGGAAACUCUAUCAAUGAACAAAUAGGCUCCUUCCGAUUUAUUAACAUAUCAAUAAGAUCACGUGGGAAGCUUGUGACCACAAGACUUCUGGGAAGUGUCCAGAGAGUGACUGUAAAUGUGACAAGACUGGUUAUAAAUGGAGGAGGACUGGUACGGUGUAAUGAUUUGAGRAUUGUAGCAGUAAACGCUACAGUUGACGUAGCAGGUGAGAUCUCUGCAGAUGGAAAAGGAUUUGGUCCAGGUCAAGGUCCRGGAGCUGGUCUUUCACGUACUGUCUACCACACUGGACCUACAGGAGGUAGUCAUGGAGGSCGCGGAGGUCGUGGAAGUCAUGGUAUCUUGUCAUCAAAGGCAUAUGGUACCAUCUAUACUCCAGAACGUUAUGGGAGUGGAGGCGGUAAUAAUGAAAGUUCUUCUGGUGGAAGUGGYGGAGGUACCAUCAUUGUAGAUGUUACUGACAUGUUCAGACUUGAGGGUCGUGUGCAUUCCAAUGGCGAUUCAUCCCGAGGAGGGGGAGGAGGGGCAGGAGGARGUAUCACUGUAAGGACGCUUCAUUUUGAUGGUGAAGGCUCGAUUGAAACCUCUGGCGGUAAAGGUGGAAGUAGAGGAGGAGGUGGAGGUGGUGGUAGAGUUGCUGUUUAUUAUACAGGAGAAAGCACCUUCAUUGGUGACUACAAGUCGUACGGAGGAAAGGGUCAUACUGAACAGGGAGGUGCUGGUACUGUAUACAUCGAGAACAGAAAAAAUGAAUCACAUCCUCAUCGAAUUCUCCGUAUCAAUAAUGGUGUUGAAAGGCAUGGUGUACUACGAGUAGACCAGUACAAACAACUUAUUCUCACUGGAAAUGUCCUCUACCCAGGCAAUGCAGUCUCUUACCAAGCACCGUCUGGGGUUAAGAUAUCAACCACUAGUCGACCAUACUGCCGCUUUUCAUAUUGUACUGAGAGUAAGUUAGGGAAUCUACUAAGCGAUGUGUCYACUUACUACUAUACUGCACACGCAUCACCUGUCAUCACCUAUGAAUUCCCGAUACCUCUCGUACURGAGUAUCUCCUGAUCUACCCAACAUGUGGGAAAUCUAGUCAUAACACUCAGCAUUAUGUCAGUGUCUAUCGUGAAAAUGACGUCAUAGUGCACUCACGUGAUUGGGUUGAUACAAGUAAUUGUGUGAAAGGACAGCCAGGAAGAGUUGAUGUUAAACAACAAGCAACCAAGGUUACCAUAUCAYUAAGAAAGGACUCUUCAGAUUAUUCAUCCCUUUCUCUUGUGAAAWUCUUUGUUGCUGAAGAUCCCACAUCUGCUGAACAAAGUUCUUACUUUCCGUCUCCAAAUGCGUGGAUCGUUGACAAGGAUGAGAGCACGAAAACRUUUGUAUUCGAAGAGCUGCACAUUGGUGGUACAGCCCGUUUGGGUCUCAGUGGUCAUAAUCUCUCUCUUGAAGCUAAUACAAUCACAGGUGACAUGAGUGGUUUGAUGACGGUACGUCGUUCUCAAAGGGUUCACUUCAAAGGCGAGGAGCACCAUCUUCCCUUUUCAUUCCUCAGCCAGCAGCAAACGAACAUUGGUCUUCCUAACUUCAUGACGUGUCGUGGUGCUGAGGUGAUUAUGAAGGGUUCUAUGGACAAAUUAACAAACCUUACAAUAGGAAAAGACUGUAGAUUCGUCAUAAAGGACUCUACUGAGACUAACUUUACCUUAAGCAACAUCGUGGUGCAGACCGAUGGUUAUUUUGCUGUCGAAAGGAAUGACGAGCAACACGUGACGUUUUAUGGGAAAAGUCUCGAUAUUCGAGGUGGAGGCAUAAUUAAGGCUAGUAGUUUGACAUUGGACUACAAAAACAUCACAGUGGAGCCGUUUGCCCACUUAUUAUCAGAUGGAUUAACCACAAAAAACCAUGGCAACGGAAUUGCAGAUACCGAGGGAUCUUCAGGUGCAGGUCAUGGCGGUCAUGGUGGUCAAGGGACCAAACAGCCUCGCGUUGGUGUUUCAUACGGAAAUUUCAAAAUACCUACAUCAUCAGGUAGUAACGGAGGCGCUGGUGUGUUCCCGUUUGUCGGUGGGCGUGGUGGUGGUAGACUAGAAAUAAUAGCACAUGAUACUUUAACAAAUGAUGGUAACAUCUCAUCCCRUGGGCUUAAGGGAUCGAAUACCCGAAGUGGCGGUGGCAGUGGUGGCAGUAUUUUGGUGUACGCAUCACGURUCCAUGGUGAUGGAAGAUUUGUUGUUUCCGGUGGUGCUGGCGACAGUUCGUCCGCAUAUUAUGGUGGUGGAGGUGCUGCUGGUCGGAUUGCUAUUUUCUAUCGGGAGAAUCAUUUCCUGGGGCAGUUCCUUGCAUCUGGUGGUGGUAGCCGGUAUGAGCCAGGAAGCGCUGGUACUGUUUAUCUUGAGAGUGUUCCUGGUAAUACUGCUACGUAUGGUCAUGAUCGUAUUGAUGAGGCAGCGCAUAUGGAUCGAAUUAAGCAAAUAGAGAAUGUAAAAGAUGCCAGAUGGGUACAAAAUAGGACGCUUUACAUCAACGCCAUUGGUAAACGCCCACGUGACCCAUCGGCAAAUCUCAGUACUGCUUAUGGUAACUUUUCCCUGUAUGGAUCAUCUCGCACAUGGCUUACUCUACAUGWCCAUGUACUUGGUGUCAAUAAAAGUGAUGUUGAACUGGAUGAAGUCCAUUUGUAUGGCGGUGCUCAGAUAGCGUUUAUCAAGCCAUCAAAACCAAGAAAUGCCAUCUCAAUUGUCAUAGGGAAAAUGGAAGGCGAUCGCACUGGCAGGAUCCAUCUUGGUUUCAACCAGACAUUUCUGUCACUUCAAUCCYACCUCCCCAUGGGCAUGAUUAUUUAUCAGGGGGGGUUAACCAUCAUGCAGGGGGAGCUUCGCGUUGCUGGUGUAACGGUUGAAGUGGAUGGUGUGUUACGAAGAUGUCAGAACAUAACAGUUGUAGAUGGUGGAGCCAUCUAUAUGAGGGAGAUGUAUGACACCAAAGGGAACCCCACACGARUUUUUAACUUCGAGUCAAUCAGUAUCCGUAACAAAGGAUUAAUGCAAGUGACCAAUCAAGAACGAGUGCGUGAGUUUCUAGGAAAAACCCUACAUGUGUUUGGUGGUGGAAAACUGUCAGCGGUUAAUMUUCAUGUGCAUGCGCAAAAUAUGACAGUUGAUGCCUUGGCGAUAGUAGAAGCUACUCUUAUUGGUCAAACAUUUUCAUUCAAAGGUAAAGGUGCUGGUCAAAACUCUCCUAGUCCAGGAAAUGCUGGAGGAGGUGGUGGUGGUCAUGGGGGACGAGGAGGACGAUCUGUGAUGUCACCAUUCACUGGCGAUUCAUAUGGCUCCUUUAUCGAGCCCCUAGAAUUUGGUAGCAGUGGUGGAUGGCAUGGUGCAAACCAGGGAGGGAGGGGAGGGGGAAUCAUUUUCCUCAAUAUCAGCGAUACUCUUGACAUAGAAGGAACUAUCCGUGUUAAUGGAGGUGAUGGAGGAAUAUACGCUGGCGGUGGUAGUGGUGGAAGUGUGUUUAUCAAGACAAAGUCCUUAGAAGGAAGCGGUACAACUCAGGCAAAUGGAGGAAAAGGUUAUAAUGAAAAUAUACUCGGUGGAGGUGGUGGUUCCGGUGGUAGGGUAGCUGUGUAUUAUAGUCAAGGGUUCUUCGACGGAGUCUUUGAAGCAACAGGAGGAUUUGGAAACGUUGAGUACGGCGCUGCUGGUACAGUGUUUAUAGAGAAAGGAGGCAACAAUACAACAAGAGGACAGCGUUCCUUGAUUGUUGAUAAUAAGAAACGGUCACCGGCUACAGCUCGGGUAAACCAAAUCGAAAAAUUAAAUCUUCAAGCCCAAGAAACUAACUCUACCAAGCAGACGUGUCUCAAUGGCAUCGUCAUUACAUCAUCGUUGCCUAGUAACGGAAUGUCAAAGCUCUUUGAUGGUGAUCAUAAUUCACCCUUUAUAGUAGAUGUGGAUAGUGUCACACUUACAGCAGAUUUCUCAAAAUCAAUGUACAUACACCAUUUGAGGUUGUAUCCGUACUGCCACGACGGCUACCGAGUCAGUUAUACCGUCUCAUCCAGACGUCCCCAAGAAAAGGGCCACACGUUGCACGAUCGAUGGACAUUUUUAGGAUGUCAUGAUACAGGGAUUUACCGUGACGUCGACAUUUCAAGCACUGUCAAUCAGAUCGUGAUAACCUUGACAAAACUGUCGAAUACGACUGCAUUGAGCCAACUGGAAUUUUACAUCGGACAGGAUAACCCAUCAUCCCUUGCGAGCUCGUAUUUGAACCAAGAUGCUUCACGCACGUGGAUUAAGUUUGAUAGCGUCGCGACGUCAUACUUUGAACUUGACGUGUUGGAUAUACGUGGUAUGGCUCAUUUAGGUGUGCAGAAUGAUAGGGGAGACGUGAAACUUGUAGUAGGAAAAUAUAAAGGUGACUUUACUGGAGAAUUGCACGUCAGGAAAGGUCAAUUAGCAAACUUCACCCUGAAUGACAACCCGUUGAUACCAUUCAGUAUUCGCGCUUACCAGAAUUCUACCCUAGUUCUACCAAAUGAAGUUUACCUUCAAGAAACUUCCAUAUAUGGUGAAUCUACCAUUAUUGGACUUCAAGACUUAGUUGUCUCGUACGGCAGUACGCUGGAUAUCACCUCGCUUGCUCGCAUAAAUUCACAUAACGAAAGCGUCAUGAAUAUGAACAGUGUAACGAUACUUAAUGGAGGACGAAUAUACCAAAGAGUGAACAAUCCUACUGAACUCAGGAUUAACCUCAAGAAAGAGCUUAAGAUCAACGCUGGUGCUGUAAUGAACGUCACCAUGCUAAACAUAACGGCCAGUGCGGUAUACAUUGAUGUGUCUGCUGUACUGACAGCUGCUGCUCGAGGUUUCAUCUUUGGUAAAGGCAAAGAGCCUGGUAUUGCGUCUACGUCCAGCGCUUCAGGUGCGGGACAUGGUGGAGCAGGGGGUCGAGGUGGAGCCCAGUUACGAGUUGGAAGAGCGUAUGGGAUCUUGGAUAAACCCAUUAACCCUGGUAGUGGUGGUGGACAAGGGUAUAAGGAUAUGGCUGGUAGUACAGGUGGUGGUGCUGUUUAUAUCAAAAGCUCUGGACUUGUGCAAAACGAUGGACUUAUUGAUGUGUCAGCAGCGCCCGCUAUUCACCAGGGUACGGGCGGUGGAAGCGGAGGAAGUAUUUACAUUGAAUGUGAUCUUUUAACAGGAAAAGGUAAAUUCUUUGCUAAAGGAGGAGGGAGUGCAAAGGCUACUGAUGUCAAGGACGGUGGGGGAGGGGGUGGCGGAUCAAUAGCUAUAAGCUUCAAGACAUCUCGAUUUGGUGGUAUUUUUAAGGCGCAUGGUGGCUUUAGCCGCAGUGAGCCCGGUGGACCAGGAACUGUCUUCUUGUCUAAGAAUAACACUCAUCGUACCUUGAUCAUUGAUAACAACGGCUACCGGACCAAUAACCUAUACAUUAAGGAUUAUAGGGAUAUAUCAARUGACGGUGGACGAGCAUGGCUUUAUCUCGAGUAUCUGAAAGAAUUUACUGUGCACCAUAUGAUUGUGAAAGGCGGAGGUCAUGUUGCUCUAAGACAUGUUGGUGAUUGUCCAUGUGUCUUGUGUGAAUGCUUCAUUACGUUAAACGUUCGCCGCCUCGAUGGUGACAGCGGUGGGAUGAUACAUGUUGGGAAAUCGCAACGUCUUAUUGUCAAUUCUGCGCCUUCACAAUUCCCUGCAAGUUUUAAGGUCUACGAACAAGGAUUUUUCGAAGUUCCACCAAAAAUGCUGCUAAGAAACUUGUAUUAUCCAAUGAUAACCCUCGAAGGAACUCUCAGCGGUUUGAAUGAGCUUUCAAUUGGGAAAGGGACUGUGUUGGAAGUCACAGAACAGGGCCGGUCAUAUGGUUAUCCUCCAAUGACACUAAAAAUUCGCAAACUGACUAUUAUGAAUAAAGCAAUUUUAACAGCCAAAUCAACCAAUAUUUCUUCUCCUACCUUACGUCUUAACGUAACUGAGACAUUUUCGGUUCUUGCUGGAGGUGAAGUGAACGGUAAAUGGCUUGAAAUCACUGCUGAACACGUCAAUAUAGAAUCGUCUGGUAAAGCUUCGGCUGAUGGACUGGGAAUGAAGAAACAGAGUGGACCUGGUUCUAGUUCAGACUCAGCAGGAGCAGGUCAUGGUGGUCGUGGGGGUACUGGUGGAAUUUCUUCAGUACCAGGUUUGGCCUAUGAUUCUGUUAAUCAACCACAAUCUCACGGUAGCGGAAGCUUAUCAGCAACAGGUGGUGGAAUAGUGAAAAUUGUGGCUAAAUCAUUAACCCUCGAUGGUGCUAUUACAGCAAAUGGUCAGCAUAGCCAACAAAACAACACUGGUGGUGCCAGCGGUGGAAGUGUUUGGUUGGAUACCAAAGCCCUUUCUGGCAAUGGACAAGCGACAGUUUUCGGUGGAAAUGGCAAGUUCUUUGGUGGCGGUGGUGGAGGAGGUAGAAUAUCCGUGACCUUCUACAAUAACAGUUUUAGUGGGUCGUUUAAAGCUUAUGGAGGCUCAAGCAAACGUGAAUCUGGUGGAGCUGGGACAAUCUUCUUGCACGACAAACAAAACAAUACGAGAAAACUAAUCGUGAACAACAACAAUGUCGGAACUCCAAUCACUGAUGACAUUAUCAAUGUUGCUUACGAUGGAGGCAAGACCUGGAUAACACCAUCAAACAUAACUCGUGCAAUAGAAUUCGAUCAGGUUGAUAUACGUGGAAAAGCACAGCUCGCUGUUCUGUCUAACCCCCCAGGAUCAUCUAUUCAGUGGGCUAUUAAAGGAUUUACUGGAGAUUUAUCUGGUAUAUUACAUAUCCAAGAGAAUCAAAGGUUAACUAUGUCUUCAAGUGGUGCAAGCGCUAAGGGAGAAAAGUUUCCUUUAGGCAUUAAUGUWUAUCCGCGUGGAGAUGUUAAACUUCCAGAGAAUAUAUUCAUCGAUGGUGUUAAAGUAAUCGUUGCUGGGAGUGUUAGUGGGGCGCAUAAUGUGACCGUUGGAAACGGAGGAAAGCUCGUUUUAAGGAAACUGACAGCACCUGAUGGCAGCAAAUCACGAGUGAUUAAAUUUGGAGAAAUUGAGAUUCAAGGAGGUGGCAGAAUUGACAUUGAAAGCGACGUAAGUGGUCUUUUUAUCCAUUGUUCAUCACUAUGGAUACGAAGUGGUGGUUUACUAACUGCUGACCGUCUUACGCUGGAGGCUCAGCAAGUUACAAUUGAACAAUCUGGAGUUAUUGACCUAAGCUUCAAGGGUAUUAAUCUCGGUCCAGGAAAAGGUGUAGCCGAUCCAUUAGGUUCAUCAGGUGCAGGUCAUGGUGGCCGAGGUGGCAAGGGGAAAGGUCAACAGAUAACAGGAAAUUCGUACGACAGCGUCUCUCGUCCACGCAUGUUUGGUAGCAGUGGUGGCGGUGGGAAGAAUCCAGGAGGUGGUGCUCUCUUAAUAAAUUCUACCAGUUUGAGGUUAGAUGGUUCCAUAAAACUUGAGGGAAAGAGCGGUCAUCUAGGAAGUACAUCAGGUGGAGGAAGUGGUGGAAGCCUCCUUAUUGAAACAAGAUCGUUUUCAGGCUCUGGAGCAAUACAGGCUAAUGGUGGGGCUGGUGGAAGUGCAGGUGGUGGAGGUGGUAGUGGUGGACGUAUAGCGAUUCAUUCAGAUAGGUAUUUUUAUACUGGCUCUGUAACUGCUUAUGGAGGAACUUCACCAAUUGAGGCAGGAGCUGCUGGUACAAUAUAUAAGAACGACAAAGCUACUGGAAAAACAAUUCUUGAAGUAUAUAAUCUAGGAAGAACACCUUUGAUAUCUCAGAUUGCAUCAUACAAUUUACUAUCAAACGAUAGUGCUCGGACUUGGCUUACCAACACGUCUUUGAUACAACAGCCAAAUAAGCUGGUAAUCGAUUAUGCGGAUUUAAGCAAAGAUGUGUAUGAGGGUAUCAGCUUUGAUGAGAUAAGGCUUGGAGGGGGCGCACAUUUAGCCUUUGAAUUUGAUCCAAAUCGUUUGCGUAUGAUUGAAAUCAAGAAACUUGUUGGAGACUAUGAGGGUGGUAAUUUUGGGUUUAUUCACGUCGGGCCAAACCAAUUUCUUGCUAUCAGAGAUACUGAUUACUACAUACCGGCAAAUUUGAAGGUUUAUAAGAACGGAAUCGCCCACAUUCCGAAUAGGAUCAUGCUUCAUAAAAGCUCACUUUCACUUGAAGGAUGCCUUAUUGGUGUGAGAGAUCUUACGAUAUCAGAAUGUUUUGUUGAUAUUGGAUCUAGUGGUUCGGCAUUAACAGUAGGGACGCCUAAAGCUUCUCAUCUUAGCAUCGAUACGAUCAAGAUUCUCAAUAGAGGUGUUCUACGUAUGACGGAUACAAAGAAUGAAUACGUUUUGAAGGUCAAAGCUUUAGAAUUGAACCCUGGCGGGACGGUAAUCGGGGCGAAUGUAACGAUACUCGCUGAUUCUAUGUCUGUUCUAGAAAGCUCCCGUGUCUCAUUCGAUGGACAAGGGACUCGGUGUGCCCCAUCUGAUGUAUACUACGCUGGCUCAGGGGGAAGUCAUGGUGGUUAUGGAGGAUUAGGAAAAACAGCCAAGAAUCGUCCAGAACCGUUUGAUUCUGUUUAUGGUCCUAAAUCGUUUGGUGAAGCAGGCCGUGCUGGUAGAGUGAGUGAUCCUUGUCAGGGUGGUUAUGGAGGUGGGAGACUUAAUAUUACCGUUAGUGCAACUCUCACAUUAGAUGGAAUCAUAUCAUCUAGGGGCAAAGCUACACGAGAUGAUAUAAGUGGCGGUGGUGCUGGAGGUGCCAUUUUCAUCAAUGCCACCAACCUGGAAGGCUCUGGUAUGUUAGAUGUGCGUGGUGGUGAUGGCGGAUCUGUGUCUGGCGGUGGAGGAAGUGGAGGGAUAGUAUCGGUAUACUACAAGACAUCUUCCAAACUCUUCUCUGCUAUAUUUAGUGGAGGAAAAGCGAACAGUAACGGGGCAUCUGGCCUUUUCUACCAACACCAUUACCUGGAAAAAGAUUCAAGGACUAAGCUUUACCUGGACAACAAUAGGCUUUUGACAACCAAUACUUCAAGUGUUCUUAUUUGCGAUCCUAAAAUAAUCGAUUAUACCUUUGAUGAAAUACAUAUUUUGAAUUCUGCUUCUCUAUACAUGAUUUCUUGUAAGUCAGGAAGUCCUAUGACGCUUAUUGCCAAAACUGUUUAUGGCGAUAACUCGGGACUAUUAAUAGCUCAACCAUAUCAUGAUACUUACAUUGGCGUUACUGGAUCUAGGAUUUCUGAAAUGGAGCUUCCCUUUAAUAUCAAGAUAAAAGAUGGAGGAACUCUAUCUUUGCCACCAAAGCUUGUCCUAGGAAAAGGUAUUAUUAUGACUGUAUCAGGCAGUCUUGUUGGGGUUAAAGAUAUUACCGUGAGUACCAACAGUAAAAUGAUUCUUGGAUAUCCUGGUCAUACCGGGUAUCGUAAACAACCAGAUAAGGGCAUUUCAACGAUGAGCUUUGUUCAUGUUCGAGUGAAGAAAGCAGGAAGUAUUGCUACCACCACUCCUGGGAAGUUGGAAAUUAAAACCGAUUCUUUUGUUCAAGACUAUGGCGCCCAAGCUGUGGUAAAUAUUUCAGCUGUCAAUAAAAAAAUAGAACAAAAAGGACCGGCUUUGAGCCGGAAAGAUUGCCCUCAUGGUUAUCAGACAUUCGCUACUGCGUCACCUACACUUUAUAAUCCUUGUGGAACAGGGUUGCACGUGUGGACUAAAUCAAACAUUUCGUACAUUGUGUCUCAUAACGUCUCGAAAACUAUCUAUAAGAUUGUAUGGGAUAACCAAGGAAAGUCAUCAAUGCAACGUAAAGUCAUUUACUACCUCUACAACGAGACAAGAUACAAUGUAACCUACAAUAUCGGAUGUAACUUUGAAAACUUUACGCUACUAGCUUCUCAAAGCUGUACGUUAAAAACUGGGAAUUAUUCAUUCAAUGUGCUCACAAUACAAGGAGAUGCUGUUUUGAACUUUGAGGCUUCUAAUAACAGACGUGACAUAACUUUCUUAACUGUUAAUAAAUUGAUCAUUAAAGCCGGAGGCACUGUUCAAGCUUUAGCCUCGAACUUUGACAACGCUGUAGCAGUUCAAACUAACCAGGGUGGGAGUUAUGGUGGUCUAGGAGGCAGUAACAUCAAUAAAAAUGCUGUUUAUGGUAAUAUUCUUGCGCCAAUGGAGUACGGUGCCUUCGGAGGUGGCACGAUAGCAUACCGAGGUAAAGGAGGCGGUGCUUUGACAAUACUGGUACAACAUUUAUACCUUGACGGUACCAUUGAUGCCAGUGGAGCGGAUAGCCAAAAUGGAGCUGGUGGUGGUAGUGGUGGAAGUUUAUUCAUCUCGAGUACAAUAAUAAAAGGUUCUGGUAAAUUAAGCGCUCGUGGAGGCUCAAGUUCUGGGAAUGGCGGAGGUGGAGGAAGAAUAGCAGUACGAGCAUCUCAUGUAAUUGAAGAUUUUCAAGGCAGUUUCGAUGUUGACGGUGGGAAAGGAGCUUCUUCUGGAGGCAUGGGAACAAUUGUGUUCAGGAAUACAGCGAAGGUGCCAAUACACGAUACUCUCGUCAUCAAAGGACAUUCAGAAAGCUUCUUACCAACAGCAGUCAAGAACUAUACCUUUGGGAAGGUAGACGUUAGAUCGGGGACUUUAACCUUAGUUCAACAGGACGUCAACAUAGAGACUCUUAAAACAAAUAAAGAUGGGAGGAUCAUUAUAACAAGUGGCAGCUUUAUGGUAAUACGUGACAUCGAUAAUGCGAACAAAGAAAUAUACAGUGACGUAAAUAUCAUGGCCGGUGGUACUUUAAAAAUCAAUGGCAAAGUGGUGUUUAAUGGAAUGAGUAAACCUACCGUCUCGGUGUCUGGGCUCAUUAUAGCAGAUCAACCAGAAGUCGGAAAGUCAAAAUACUUGGAACUUCUAGGGAAGGGCGAAAUUCGCUCAAAAACAUUCAGAGUUCAAACUAAUUCUUCAGUACAUGUUGGGUCUUCUUCGGCCAUUAGAAAACGUGUAUCAAUUGCUAAGUUUGAUCUUGACUCACUAACGUUAGAUUCCGACUCCACAAUUAGUUUUGAAAAGACUAACGUUGAACUUCGAGUAAAGAAGUUAUUAACCAGAAAAGGCGCACUGCUGACAACUACUGGAAUAACAAAGAAACUGAAUAUUAGCACUGAUGAUAUAACACUUGAAGGUAAUUCCAGAAUACUGGUUGACGGCGGUGGACUUUCAGUCGGUAUCGGCUCACCGAAGUCUCCAGGUGGUGGUGCUGGCCAUGGCGGUCAAGGAGGCGGUGAAGUUGGUGGACUAGCCUAUGGAUCAGUGUUUGAACCAAAUCACUUUGGAAGUGGCUUCAUCAAGCGAGGUGGUGGUAUUGUCUUUCUGAAUGUCAAGAACACAAUCACUAAUAAUGGACUCAUCGCCGCUAAUGGCGACUCAGAUUCCAGUGGAGGAGGAAGCGGCGGAACAGUUUUGAUUAAAGCGAACAAAAUCAAUGGACAUGGUAAAAUCACUAGUAAUGGUGGGUCAGGAAACUAUUCUGGAGGUGGCUCUGGUGGACGRAUCGCUAUACAUGUGAACGAUUAUGAAUAUCAAGGAUUGAUUUCAGCCUAUGGAGGAACAGGGAAUAAUCAUGGUGCUGCCGGAACGAUAUUUAUCAAACAUGUUGUAACUGGAAUAAUGCUGAACACUACUAUUGUCGAUAACAAUAAGCAGRAAACAAUGGCCAGGACAAUGAUAAUGCAUGAAAACAGGACAGCAUACACUAUUCGUUUGUUGCGACUUGUUAACAGUGCUCGUUUAGAAAUAGCGUCUUUGAAUAAUACCGAGAUGAAAAUCGACGUGYUGAAAAUGGAAGGCGACAACAGUGGUAAUUUGUACGUUCGAAAAAAUCAAACAUUAUCCCUGRGUGCAUCAAAAGCCGUUAGUCAGCAAUAUUUUAUGUUUCCUUGGGCAUUGAUUGUAGACGAAGAAGGUACACUAAAUCUCGCUCCGARCCUCUUCAUAAGUCGUACACACUCCACACCUUCUCUAUAUCUGGCCGGAAGAUUGAUUGGUGGUCAGGAAGUAGUAAUWGGWCAAAAUGCUUUGGUUGUUGUGGCUAAAUCUGGUUUAAUCGGCUCAUCCUCUUCAAAACCAGGGAAGUUUCUAUUCAGAUCRCUGCGUGUGUCCAGUGGAGGAAGAAUAAGAUUCGAGUCCGAUGUUAAUUCAAAGAUGCCUGUUGAAAUACGGUCAUUGGCUAUAGACAUUGCAUAUCGGGGUAUAAUGGAAGGUUCUUACUUGCUAGUUGAAACUCCUUCCCUGAACAUUGCAUUCAGUGGCACCUUACGAGCGGACGGGCUUGGAUAUGCAGCAUCCMAAGGCCCAGGAGCAGGAACACGUAACAAAGGUGGAAGUUAUGGAGGUUGUGGAGGUGGAAACUGUAAAUUGUAUGGCUCCCUCUACCGAGCACAUGAGUUUGGCAGUGGUGGUGGAAGCCUGAAAGCUACUAACAUGACCGAAGGAUACGGAGGUGGGAUAAUUGACUUAAAGGUUGAAAGACUCAAUGUUGAUGGAAUUAUUUCCUCAAAUGGUGGAAAUGGUUCAUUGUCAACUUCAGGAGGUAGCGGUGGAACAAUMAAUAUUAUAGUAGCUGUGGAAAUCUCAGGAAGAGGGAAAAUCGAAACAAUUGGUGGAGAUGGAAUGGCACCGCAAACAGGUGCUGGUGGAGGAGGGCGUAUUUCUAUCCUCGUCAACGGUCAAUAUAGAUACAGAGGGUUGUUCUAUUCAAAGGGUGGCAAAGGAGGGUCCUUAAGUGGAUCCCCAGGAACGGUAUACAUUGAAGAAAAUCGACCAGGAAUAAGAUCGAAACGACUUAUUUUUGAUAAUCGUGGCAAUGAAGACCAAACAGUUCAUGCAUACUUGAACGAGACGAGUGUMGAGUUGUAUCGCUUCAACAAACUUGGUUUAUACGGGCGAGUAGUCCUUCAUUUUGAAAAGAAUGCGAUACUAUAUAAAGUAAGCAGCGAUGAUAAAAGUACUUUGCAUGUGCAAGAUAACGUAGCUGUUACCAUUGAACCCGACUCAAAGUCUCUACAGCCUGAUUACAGCAUUCAUGUAGAUCCCAAUGGAGAAGUACGAGUUCCAGAUGUUGUUUCUUUCAGAGGGAGCGACAACAGAUUUUCUGGUACUUUAACUGGUGUCUUGGAAAUGAUUAUUGAYGUCAACCGCAAAACGCAGUUUUCAUCUACCGGAAGGACAGCAAGGUUCGUUGACGGUAAAUACACRUACAUAACUAAACGUGGAGAAUAUCUUUUCUCGACCUUACAAAUAAAAAGACUCGCCAAACUAUCUUUCGAAAAUGCAAGAUUGAAAAAGAUACCGUUAACAGUCGGGAGUCUGGAGUUAAAUUAUGGAGCUAUAUUACAGGGCAGUUGGAUGGAUAUUCAAGCUUCUUCUAUCCUGAUUAACCCUGGUGSAUUGAUURACUUAUCUGGACAGGGUGAUGUGAGUGAAUCYGGCCCAGGUGCUGGAAUAACUAUUGGAUCGUUAGGAACUGGAGCAGGUCAUGGUGGGUAUGGAGGACAGUCAAGUAAGAAUCAUGGUCUUUGGUAUGGUUCAGCGACAAAGCCGAAUGUCACAGGAAGCGGUGGUGGAAGUGGCAUGUCUGGCUCUGGAGGGUUUGGUGGAGGACUUCUGCAUGUCAAAGUGGUCAAAACAUUACAAGUUGAUGGUGAAAUCCGAGUAGAUGGACAAGCUGGAAAUGGGUCACAAAGCGGAGGAGGAAGCGGUGGAAGUAUUUGGAUUUCCGCAGAAAACAUCAUAGGUAAUGGGAUUAUUGGAAGUAAUGGUGGAAAUGGUAUUGGCAAGGGAGGAGGUGGAAGUGGUGGGCGUGUUGCCGUGUUCACGCAAAAGAUAAUAAGCUAUGAGGGUAAAUUUGAGGCGCUUGGUGGGACCGGCGCAGCAGUUGGUGCAGCGGGAACAGUUUAUAUUCAAGAUAAUAAUGAGCGACUCCCGAGGAAAAGGCUUUGGAUUAAAAAUAUAAAAAUARAUGGAAGUAGACCGGCUACUGUUCUAUCGGAACCUACUAUGCGCAUAUUCUACUUCGACGAGCUUAAGAUGACUGGAAGUGUUCGUUUUGAGAUAUCCAGCCCACCUGAGCUAAAAUUAAUUAUCAACAUCAAGAAGUUCAAUGCCGACGGAGUAGGAGAAAUGGCUGUUAAACGCAACCAAACUUUGUAUGCUGAGGUACUCGAGGCUCAAGAAAGUCAUUUGACGUUAAMAACAAAUGUCCAUAUUGAAGAGGGUGCUAAUAUGGUAGUAGCAUCAAGCCUCACAGUUGAUGGAGCCACUUUAAARAUUGAUGGAAAAAUAUCAAACGUACGUCACCUGGUAGUAGAGUCAGGAAGCAGAGUUCAAUUUGGCUUGACAUCACAAACAACUUUCAUGGAUGGUAAUAAGUUUGAAUUUCAAAGCAUCCCUGGUACACAACAGUUUGCGUCCAUUACCCUUAAGAGUGGUUCCGACUUUGGCGCACCUCAGAAUUUGAGAAUUCKGGUUAAAACACUUGAUAUGAAAAACGGAGUUAUUUUGCGUGGACGUUUUGUUAACAUACAAGCUCAGACUCUUUUGAUUGGCCGAGGYGCAGCAUUGUCCACAAACAGCGCUAUUAAUCUCAAGUCAAACUCAGGAGCCGGAUCAAGUUCAGUGUCAGGUGGCUCUGGAGGUGGUCAUGGAAGUCGUGGUGGAUCAAAUAGUGCGAACGCAAAAGGAGGAGAUCAAUUUGGCACUCUUUAUGAGCCAGAUAAACCAGGCAGCCCAGGAGGCAACGGAUCAACAGCCGGUUCUGGAGGCAAUGGUGGAGGAGCUAUACUUAUUACAUGUGAUUAUCUAUUGAAUGAUGGCUACAUAACUUCUAAUGGUGGCAAUGGCGCUUCUUCAACUGCCGCUGGUGGUGGYAGUGGAGGKAGUGUAUUAUUGAAAGUGAGAAGGGAACUUAAAGGUUCAGGAGUCAUMUCAGCCAAUGGUGGAAUUGGAGAUGGAGGGGGUGGAUGUGGUGCUGGAGGAAGAAUAGCCAUUCAUGUUCAGACUAAGUUUAACUAUCGCGGUAAAGUGCAGUCGCUCGGAGGUAUCUCUAGCAACAAACUGAUGUCAGGAGGUCCAGGCACUGUAUUCAUUAGGGAGGUGCGCUACAAGUUARAAUAUACACAACUGCAAAUCGACAACCAGGAUCAGGGAUGGAAUCACUACGUGACUUUACAAGAAAAAGCUAUCACACUCGUGUUCAAUGAGCUGCACUUGUACAAAAGAGCAUCAUUACGAAUGACAGAAGCCUUAAACAAUUCUUUAACACUUGAUAUACGAAAACUUAAUGGGGAUAAAUCCGGACUACUUUAUGCUAGGAACAACCACAAGAUAUUGCUUGAAGUACACUCUCAAAAUUCAGUUACCAAAACCCCAGUAAACUUGAAAAUUGACUCUGGUGGGGAAGUUGUACUGGCUUCAAAGACUUAUAUCGUCGGAACUGGAAAUGUUGCUCUGGAGGUAAAUGGGACGUUGUCAAGUGUUCGUGAGUUGUUGGUUACUCAAAAUAGAAAAGUUAUCUUUCAUCGAAAUGCAAGAACUUCGAGGCAAAACGAGUCAUCUGCAACUUUCUCGUUCUCAAACUUGUUACUCUACAGUGGAAGCUCUCUCACCAUGCAUGACGAGCGUGAGAUGAAAUUGAUUGUUGGAUUUAUAAACAUAAAAUAUGGCGCAAUGCUAUCAGCGCAUCAUUUAAACAUACUAACCGGAAAAAUUGAUGUUGAGACGGGUGCAAUGUUGAGCUGCGCUGGAAAUAAUGCUGCUAGAAGAGCUGUACCUUCUUCAGAAGUGUCGUAUCUGCCCAAAGGCGCAGGUGGCGGACAUGGAAGCUCAGGAGGUCGUGGMAACGGCGGUCCUGGGGGCASCUACCAUGGUUCACUUUUUCAGCCGAAGGAUUCUGGUCGUCGAGGAGGAAAUUUUAACAACACCGUUUUAGGAGGACAAGCUGGGGGCUACAUAAAAAUUGAAGCUGGUAGUGAGGUAGUCAAUGAUGGAAUUAUCACUGUGUCUGGAGAAGAUGCAGAGCCUAGUGCUGGAGGUGGUAGUGGUGGAAGCAUUUGGAUAAAGGCUGAUCGAUUUUCAGGAUAUGGCAUUACUAAUGUCAACGGUGGUAAAGGUGGAGGGAACAGUGCAGGAGGUGGCGCAGCUGGACGAAUUGCACUUGAUGUAACAAUCCGAGCCUACAAGGGAGCUCUACUUGCACAAGGAGGUGUAUCAGUAGGAGGGGAACACGGUGGACCUGGAACUAUUUACAUCAGGGAAGUAMGUUCAAAUCGUUAUUACUCUCAGCUAGUGAUUGACAACGUCAUGAACUCAGUGAAGGAUGUGGUGACAAUUCACGAAGCAGGACGAAGUGAGUACUCAUUCUCUGAAGUGCAGCUGUGGAGAAGAGCUUCUAUAGCUAUGUCACCCGGGAAUAAAACAUUGAUGAUUGACAAGCUUAAAGGAGAUCGCACGGGUCUUAUUCAUGCUUUUGGAAAUCAUGUUGUACAACUAGAAGCAUCUGACACUGCUCAUACUGUCUCCAAACCUCCGGUUAAUCUACAUAUGGAUAAAGGAAGUGAAAUAGUGUUUGGCGAUUCACUUUAUAUUAUUGGAGAUGGGGCAAAGGGUCUGGGUCAGAUUCCAGGCGAUUUUUCCUUAUCAGUCGACGGACGUUUGUCAGGUGUCACUCACCUGUUUGUGACCAAAACACUUAAAGCAAAGUUCUCUGAGAAUGUCCAAACAGCAGUAAAGCAAAAUAACGUGGUUGUAAAAUCCGAAGUAGGAAAGUUUGCACUGGCUCAGCUUGAACUGCAAGACGGCACGGAAUUAUUAUUCAAUCAUUUUAGUGGAAUGCGAUGCUCAGUGGGAAAAAUUCACAUGAAAUUCCGUGCAAAAAUAAUAGCUGAUGUAUUUGACAUUGGUGUGACUACCAUAUUACUAGAAUCUGGGAGCACAAUUACAAUGUCAGGUAGUGAUAGGCCAAAUCCAAACAUUGGACCAACUUUAUCCCCUCUAUGUCGUAGCUCUGGAGGAAGUCAUGCUAGCAAUGGCGGAAAAGGGAAACCAGGUGAUUUACAUAGCCCUCCUUAUGGUGACUUUUACAAGCCUGGGGAGUACGGUACAAGGGGUUGUCCAGGUAGCUCCAGUGGUGGAGAAGCUGGUGGUAAGAUUACAUUGAAUGUCGGCGAUAACAUUUAUCUUGAUGGGACAAUACAAGCAAAUGGAAACAACGCACCAACCAACUCUAACGCGGGGGGAGGAAGUGGUGGAAGUGUUUUAAUCAAUAACGGGCGUUUCAGCGGCCAUGGAAGGAUAGCUGUUGAUGGCGGUAGUGGUAAUGGUGCUAACUCUGGAGGCGGAUCUGCCGGACGCAUUGCUGUCUACACAAGGAGCCCGAGCAAGUUUUUGGGUGUGUUCUCAGCCAUUGGAGGAAGUGCUGGAGAUAAUGAGAAGGAUGCAAYGCAGUAUUCAGGAGGGCCAGGAACAGUAUACUUACUCGACAUACGUCAAGGUUAUGAAUUCAAGCAGCUGAAAAUUGAUAAUAAAGGAAGAUCGUGGGCACAUUAUGUGACUCUUGAUCAUGACAGAGUGCACUAUGAAUUUGAUGAGGUUCACUUGGUACGUAAUGCUUCAGUUCAUUUGCUACCUGACAAUGUUACACGAACUAUAACCAUUCACAAGAUGAUUGGAGAUCGAACAGGGCUGAUACAUGUGCACAGGAACCAGAGUCUCAACGUAGAAUAUAAAGAGGCGAGAGCGACAAUCACAAGAACUGCAACCAACUUCAAACUGGAUAGAUAUUCUGAGGCCAUUAUGGCAACUACCGUCCACAUUGUUGGACGUGGUCCAGUUGCWUUUGACUGGGGUGGUAGGCUUACCAAUGUUCAACACUUGCGUGUUGCACAUGGCCGUAAAGUACUAGUCAAAUGGAAUGCACAUACAGCAGUAUUUGAGAACAAUAAAUACCAGCGUAUCGAUCCUGAUGGCGCCUUUGUGUUUUCUUCACUUGAAUAUGGUAGUGGCACUAUCAUCAAUUACCCUGAACCAAUGGGAGUUCACUUUACUGUAGGAUUGUUGGACAUUAAAUUUAACUGCCGCUUCACUGCUGAAUAUUUUGAKUUCGAUGCCACUGACUUUUACCUGGAACCAGAUGCUCUUCUUAGCUGUAAGGGACGUGGCUAUACUCACGCUACCAACGGCUCUGGCAUAGCCUCAUUAUCAGGUGGAUCAGGAGCAGGGCAUGGGACUGUAGGAGGAGAAAGUCCUUCAAAAGUAGGCGGAAAGGUAUACGGGUCAAUAUACGAGCCUUCUUUGCCAGGUGCUCGAGGUGGUGCUGUUUCUAGUACAUUGGGUAGUAGAGGUGGGGGAAGAAUAAGAAUCAAUGUUGGUUAUGCUUUGGUCCUUGAUGGAAACCUCAAUGCAGACGCUGAUGCCGCUCCUUCAAAUACAGGAACUGGUGCUGGUAGCGGUGGAAGUGUUUGGAUUAAAACAGGCUACCUACGUGGCCAUGGCUCGAUCUCAGCGCGAGGAGGUGUUGGCAGCUCGUACGGGGCACUGAAAGGUGGAAGUGGUUCGGGUGGUCGUAUUGCUGUGCAUGUUUCGAUCAAAGACGAGUACCGUGGCGGACUCCAUGCCCUUGGAGGGUAUGGUCCUGGUAGCCAACAUGGUGGAUCAGGCACAGUAUAUAUUGAAGAAAUCAAUGGCAGAAAGUUAAACCGCCGAUUGUACAUCAACAAUCAAUAUGCAAAUCCACCAAAAGUGUUUGUCAUGGACCAAAGAAACCCCAAAACCGUUGAUAGUAAUAGCCUUGAAGAGAAUUCUGCUUUAUAUGGAUUUGAUGAGCUUAUGUUGCAAGGAGAGGCUGUGUUUACAAUUACAAGUCCAAGUCCAAGACCAUCAAUUUCAGUUCAUACUAUUCUUGGUGACGGAACAUCAACGUUACACAUUAAGCAAAGUAAUGUGUUCUACAUCGAAUACAAGGAGGCAACACAAAGACGAUCGUUCCCCAAAGUAAACUUCAGAGUAGAUUAUGGUGGUGAGGUAGUACUUGUAUCUGAUUUCCACAUCUCAGGUCUCAAGAGCCCCGCGUUUGUGCUAGAUGGCCGCAUUACCGGUGUAUCUAACCUUACCUUAACCGAAGGGCGCGUUGUUAAAGUUGGUCCAAAUGCCAGCAAUGCCCAAAUAAGGAAGGGAACGUACACAAGAAAGCCAGUUGAUGGUCAUCUAACGUUUGGUGUCGUAAUGAUGGAGGCAAGUUCAAAGAUUCUUUAUUCAGAACGUUUAAAGCUGAACGUCGACCUUAUCCACAUGAGAGCGCAAUCAUUUGUGUCCGCGGAUACUGUAUCUAUGUCAUGCUCCGAAGCUGUAUUAGAAGGAGGAUCUGUCAUAAGUACUACUGGUCGUGGACCGGCCGCUAYAAAUGGUCCUGGAGGAGGAAAAGUACUAAGCAAUGCUGGAUCAGGUGGAGGUCACGGAGGAGAAGGAGGCCCAAGUACUACUAUUGCUGGAGGUACUGGAUAUGGAUCGUAUAUUUACCCAUUGCAUCCUGGCAGCGGCGGAGGAGGGAUCGGGGGAGGUCGUGGAGGGAGCACAAUUCAGAUGACCAUAGGACGUUCUUUGCAUCUUGAUGGCACCAUAGAAAGCAAAGGUGGUAAUGGCACUUCCAAUUAUGGCGGGGGUAGUGGAGGAAGUAUUCUCCUUAAAGCAACUAUGUUUUCUGGUCAUGGUAUGAUCACUGYAGAAGGUGGCAGUGGUGACGGUAACGGUGGAGGAGGCUCUGGUGGACGUAUUGCUGUACACGUAUCCUGGCUGCGAGAAUACGCCGGCAAGUACAACGCAUAUGGGGGAUUUGGUAACAAAGCAGGAGCUGCUGGCACUGUAUACUAUACGGACACCAACGAAGGACUCUCACACAGACCAAUGAUUAAAACAGAAGGCAAUAAAACGGAAUUCGGUGUUAGCUUUACGAAACUUAUUGUAGAUAAUAUGAACCGUAAUCCGAGUAUUUCCACGAUCAUUAUUAAUGAGAACACAACCUACUAUGAGUUGAAAGAACUCGAGGUCAAGAACCAUGCAGUGUUGAAUGUUCACGGGGCAAAUGCGGUACUUGUCGUUCAUAAUUUUACAGGUGAUCGCACUGGUUUGGUUCAUUUACUAYCUGGACAAAAAAUGUCCGUCGAGGUUGUAGAGUCCAACAAAGGAUACACUGUUGCAUCUGUAAGUUAUAAAGUCGACAAAGGAGCAGAAAUCAUCUUCCCUUAUUCUUUAACUCUACUUGGAACACGCUGUACGUUUGARGGACUGGUGGUUGGUGUCUAYCGUUUAAUUGCUGCCGAAGGAUCAGGUGUUGUCUUUACAUCAUCCAGUCAAACAGGAAUMAAAGAAAACAGAACGUUUCAAGUAUUAACAACGCCGGGGAAUGUCACCUUUCCUGAAAUUUAUAUACAAAGAGGCUCAACACUGGAUUUAACAAAGAUCAACGAUACUCUUACUUUAACAGCAUUGAUUUUUCGUGUCAAAUAUCAUGCUACUGUAAAUAUGAACCAUGGGAACAUUGUCUCUUCCUGGGCRUGGCUUGAAUCUCGAGCUAARAUAMUCUUAGAUGGYAAGGGAUUCCCAGCUGAAAAUGGUCCUGGUCGAGGAAAAACUACUAAUGAUAUUGGGACAGGAGCKGGYCAUGGYGGUGAAGGCGGAGCACAUCAAGUGAACCUCACCGGCGGMGAACCUUAUGGCUCAGUGUACAAGCCACUUCAYUUCGGAAGUGGUGGAGGCAACGGACAAGGUAAAGGAGGGUCUGGAGGUGGGUUGCUUUACUGGAGGAUAGGGCAUCAAAUUGAACUUGAUGGUCUUGURUCUGUACGUGGUCUCAAUGGCUACGGGACAAAUGCCGGAGGUGGUAGUGGAGGUACCCUACUUAUGGAAUGCACYAAUAUAACUGGUUAUGGUGAGAUUAACAGUCAAGGUGGAGAUGGUUUAAAUCUUGGUUCAGGAGGCGCUGGUGGCCGUAUUGCGGUCCAUGUUCGCUUCAAACAUAAAUUCUCUGGUAUAUAYAAGAUGUAUGGUGGCCUUGGAAAAUCUGUCGGAGCAGCAGGGACAGUUUAUGUGGAAGAAACAUCACGUGGUCCUCAGUACGCAGAUUUGAAAUAUGAUAWAUUAACGAAUGCAACAAUAGUAACGGCAACUCACAGAUAUAUGGAAGUCGACAAUGCAAAUAGAAAGACASUUUGGAAUACGUUGCUCUUGGAAAGUAACCACGUGGUAUACGAGCUUGAUGAAUUGUUCCUGACAAGACAUUCAAAUCUUCAGGUUAGACACCCACCUGGUGCUARAAACGUAACGGUUAUUGUCCAUMGUUUCCUUGGAGAUGGAACUGGACGAUUCCAUUUGCGUCGGGACCAAAGGAUUUUUGUUGAGGUUGUUGAAUCAAAAACUAAUGAAACGUUAGCACCCUGUAGCUUUAAGAUUGAUGAUGGAUCAGAGAUCAUAUUCCCAUCUACUGUCAUGUUGUAUGGUUCAAGGUCGAUAUUUGAAGGACGCAUUACUGGCGUUGUCGAUCUCCUUGUUGCUAGCGGUGGAAAAGCUGAAUUCUCAUCAACAUCACAAACUGCUAAGAUUGAAAAUCGRCGAUAUGUUUACAUUGACAAAAAUGGUAACUUUACAUUUGGAAGUGUAAUAGUGGAACGAAACUCUGAACUGACAUUUUCUCGUGUUAACUUUGACUUGAGAUUGAACUGUGCUGAGUUUAAAAUAAAAUACGAAGGUAUAACACUCAUGAAUCACGGAACCAUCGAUUCAAGUUUUKCUUGGAUUGAGAGUAAAGGACUUCUUUCCCUAGAAGGAAAGGGGUUUGGUCCCGAAUUGGGGAUUGGAAAGGGAAAUACUACAAACCACGUCGGGUCUGGUGCAGGGCAUGGUGGAGAAGGAGGAAAGACUGAUCAUUCUGUKGGAGGUGUGGCACACGAUUCAGUAUAUGAGCCCCAACACUUUGGUAGCGGAGGAGGAAACGGACGAGGAACUGGUGGAAAAGGAGGAGGAAAAUUAAUUUGGUUUGUAGCUAAACGACUACAAAUUAACGGACGUCUAACAUCCGAUGGAACCAAUGGUAUUGGGACUGAUACCGGAGGAGGAAGUGGAGGAAGUAUCCUUAUCAGAGCAACAAACGUGACUGGACAUGGUGACAUCUCUAUCAAAGGUGGUUCGGGAACAGGUAACGGCGGUGGUGGAUCAGGAGGCAGAGCUGCAAUACAUUGUCGAUGGAGAUACACAUACGGGGGUAGAUUUAUUGACUAUGGCGGCCAAGGUGGCAAAUACGGAGGUCCUGCUGGCACGGUAUAUAAAGAGGAAAACCUACGACCUUUGGAAUAUAGACACGUAAAGUACAGCAAGACAAAGAACACGACCUUGUUAGCAGUCGAUCAUACAUAUGUACAUAUCGACAAUAACGGGUUUGAUGUUCCUAGCGCUACGAUGUUAAUGGCAGAAAAUACAWCUCACUAUGAAUUCGACGAAAUGGAAUUAACAGGAUUUUCGAGGCUUUUGUUGUAUCAUCCCGGAAAAGAUAAGGUUCAAGCAGUMGUCCAUCGUUUUAUUGGUGAUAAAUCAGGUCAAUUUCACCUUAGAAGCAAUCAAAGGGUCUUCGUYGAAGUUGUAGAGUCGACUACGAACAUGACCGAAGCACCUUGUAGCUACAGAAUAGACACUGAGGCAGAAAUUCURYUKCCAUCAGAGUUUCAUAUGCAUGGAACAAGGUCUAGAYUAGAGGGCAUGAUUACUGGUGUUCAAGAUCUCAAAGUGUCUGAAGGAGCCGAGGUUGAUAUAUAUUCUACGGCACAAACAGCUUUGAUUGAGAACCGAACUUACAUUUACAUCUCCGAGAAAGGAAACGUGUCAUUUGCCACAAUUGUCGUCAAACGUCGUGGCGAUAUYGAGUUUAAAAAAGUAAACGAGUUCUUGAAAGUAACAUCCAGUGAGUUAUCAAUCAAAUAUCAAGGAUUGUUUCACAUGAAUUACGGUGAGGUGCUCUCCUCCUUUGCUUGGCUCGACAGUCAGGGUCAUUUUAAGCUCGACUAUGGUGGUUUCAAAGCGGAAAAAGGACCAGGCUCUGGAACAACAAUAUUACAUAAUGGGACAACUGUGGGAACUGGUGCAGGAUAUGGAGGCGAGGGGGCAUUGAAUGGAGGCAGGUCAUAUGGUUCUGUACUUAGGCCUCUGCUACUUGGSAGCGGUGGYGGAAAUGGACAAGGUGAAGGAGGAUUUGGUGGUGGUCAGUUAUACUGGGAAGUCGCUAAACGCCUUGAGCUUAACGGCUUGAUUUCAGCUAGAGGAGGCAAAUCUUUGAGGUCCAAUAGUGGUGGAGGAAGCGGAGGCAGUGUUCUUAUUGAAGCGACCAAUUUCACAGGACAUGGAGAAAUUUCCGUAGUGGGCGGUGAUUCGAAAGGGAAAGGCGGUGCAGGUGCUGGAGGUCGUAUUGCUGUACACUGUAGAUGGCGUUACACGUUUGGAGGAAAGAUCCGUAACCGAGGGGGCGUUGGAUAUGAUAAGUUUAGAAGUGCACCUGCAGGUACAUUUUACAAAGAAGAGAACCUGCGACCAAUGGAAUACCGCCAUUUGAAGUAUCUCCCAGAAAAGAACAUGACAUUAUUGGCUGUAGAUMACACUUACUUGCAUGUGGAUAAUGAGGGGCGGGAUGUCCCUGGGGCUACUGUUAUMAUGGAACAAUAUAAAGAGGAUUAUGAGUUUGAUGAAAUGGAACUAACAGGUUUCUCUAGGAUUGUCGUUUACCAUCCUGAUAACGYUACGAACAUUACUGUCAUAGCUCAUAGGUUUAUUGGAGAUAGAACAGGUCAGUUCCAUUUAAGAAAGAAGCAAAAGGUUUUUGUCGAGGUCGUUGAGUCCGAAACAAACAGAACCGAGGCACCUUGCAGCUAUUUGAUUGAUAAGGGCGCAGAAAUUGUUCUCCCUGCUGAAUUCCACGUCCAUGGUGUUAGGACAGCCGUACACGGUACAAUGACAGGCGUUCACUUUUUAUUCAUCGAGGACCAGGCCAUGCUAACAAUAUCAUCGACUGCUCAAACUGCGCUUGUUGAGAAUCGGACAUAUGUGCAAAUCACUAAUCCUGGAAAUAGUUCCUUCGCGUUUACAAUUAUUAAACGAGGAGGGYUACUGAACUUGCUSCGYGCCACAGAGACAGUCGUUUCACUAACCACAGCGCUAUUUGAAAUACAGUACCUGGGAACCGUCCAACUUAAUCAUGGUAUGAUUUCAUCGACACAUGGUCUAAUUGAAACAAAAGGAUCGUUAAACCUAGACGGCCAAGGAUUCAAAGCUAAAAGAGGACAGGGCGCCGGGACMGCGUCAACGCAUCCUACAGGUGCAGGUCAUGGCGGCCUUGGAGGAAAAAGCUUCAGCGAAAAUUUAGGAGGCAMKGCAUAUGGAUCAGUGUUUUCUCCMAARGCUCUUGGUAGUGGUGGUGGUGGAUCCAAUGGAGGCUCAGGUGGUGGAUCUCUGCUGCUUCGUACCAGUAAACGUUUACAUGUGGAUGGGUUAAUUACAUCGUCAGGACACAAUGGAGGAUACAACUCGGGCGGCGGAAGUGGUGGAAGCAUUCUUAUAGAAACAAUGAACAUGACUGGUCACGGAGAGGUUUCUGCUAAUGGGGGACGUGGAUACAGUUACUGUGGGGGAGGUGCAGGGGGUCGUAUUGCUAUACACGUGGAUUUUCAAAAUAACUAUGGAGGAACAUUCAGAUGUGUUGGAGGCUCCAGUUCUGCGGCCAAUUACGCAGGAGCAGCGGGGACUGUUUAUAAGUAUGAAAGUCGUCGUGGACCUCAAUACCGCGAACUGAAAUACAACCAGAAUAUUACGUAUUUCAAACCCGAACAUUCUAAAAUAAAAGUAGAUAACGAACAGCGUGUUGUGGGUACACYGACAGUAGUUAUGGAGGAAGAUACGGUCUUGUAUGAAUUUGACGAAAUGCAGGUCGAGGGACACUCCACUAUGACCUUCUACCAUCCAAGCGAUGCUAAAAAYGUCACCAUCUUUGCACACGAAGUAACAGGCGACAAAACAGGCAUUAUCAGGUUAUCUUCAAGGCAACGUCUGUUUGUGUUUGUUGUGGAGUCAACUCACACMUAUAUGGAUGCACCUUGUGGGUUUUAUGUCGAAGAUUUUGCUGAGAUAAUAUUUCCCACUGAAGURAUACUGCGAGGUGAAACAUCAGUUAUCAAAGGACGAAUGACUGGAGUUGAGAGACUGAUUGUCGAGCGCGGAGGAUCAAUUGAGUUUUCAGGGUCUGCCCACACUGCUCGGCUUCCGAAUGAAACGAAGUGGCAUCAAGACAACCCAUUCAACCCAUACACAGCUGGACUGGUGAAUAUUCCUAUCGUUAUUAUAACAAACACUGGUGUCGUAAAAAUUGCAAAAGCUCCUAUCAGAUAUAUAUUGCAAUUGGCUGAAACUGUUGUUAAAAAAGGUGGAAAGCUUCAGAUUACCUCAAAUUACGUCACACUACAAUCGGAGUACAUAAUCAUCGAGAAGGGUGGGCUCAUAGACGGUACUGGUGGCGGGUAUCUUCCUGGACAAGGACACGGUGGGGCUACUGGAAUUAAAGGAGGGAGCUUUGCGUCAGCAGGUGGUCGUAUCACAGUGGGGACACAAUACGGGUCUUUAUACAGACCUCAAUUCCCCGGUAGUGGCGGGGGACAUGGCGCCGGUGGUGCCUGGAUAAAGCUGCAAACAGCAAACUAUUUGUUGAAUAAUGGAAUCAUUAGAAGUAAUGGUUAUGGUGACGAGAAUCAAUCUAACGGUGGUGGAAGUGGCGGGACAGUCAUUGUGGAGACCUUGUAUCUAAAAGGUUUUGGGAGUAUUGAGAGUCAUGGAGGACCAAGUCAAAAUGGCGCUGGAUCAGGUGGACGUAUUGCAGUUGUUCUUACAAAACGCUUAAUUUACCAGGGGGUGAUCAGCAGUUUAGGAGGUCGUAGUGUGAGUGUCUCAGGAUAUCAUGGAAGUCCAGGCACUGUUUAUGUAGAAACAAUCACAGACAACGUAACCCACCGUUUCCUUAAGAUAGACAAUGCAGCUCGCUCGGAAUCUCGACCUGUUUUUUUGGCAGAAGAUGCAAGUGAGGAGUAUUACUUUGACGAAGUCAGACUUCUACGAAACGGAGUUUUGAGAGCAAAACAGGUCCCUGGUAAAGUCGUACGAGUGACCAUCAGAAAGGCAACGGGAGACAGAACAGGAAGUUUUUACGUCAAUUCUGGAACUGAAUUCCGUAUUGCUACACAUAGCACACGAACUCAUGCUCCAGUUAACUACAUCGUUCCUUCAGGAGAACUAUAUCUCCCUCCGUUGACCGUACUAACAGGGAGUAGAGAUCCCGCGCUGGAAAUGAAAGGUGUCUUGAGAGAAAUUGAGGAGCUAAGGUUGUUCAAAGGAACUCGUGCUACACUAUUCUUCCAAGGAGCGUCGAUGUGCGCCAACUGUUCUCGUUACAGCGGUCGGUAUUGGUUCAAAAGACUGAAAAUUAUGCAGGGUGCUGUGUUAAYAAUCGACAGUGGAUCCAAGAACAUCAAGACUAAAACAGUGACACUCCAUGUAAAACAUCUUCAUAUUGAUUACACUGGCAGUCUCGUCGGAGAUGUGGUUUACUUACUCAAUGACUUUAUGAGCAUCGAGUAUGACGCAACUGUAGAUACAUCUUCUCGUGGYUGGCCUGCAUCUAAAGGUCAUGGAUAUAGUGGAGGUCACUGUAGCAAUGUUGCCGGCGCCGGACAUGGUGGAAGAGGUGGACAAGGGUAUCGUAAAGGCUGUGGAGCUUGUAAUUCUCUGGGUGGUCCAAAAUACGAAGAGCCUUGCAGUGCCAGUCAAUCAGGAAGUGGAGCUGAUACCCCUGGAGGAGGGGUAAUAUUCUCAAUAACCGAUCAUUUGCUAGAGCUCGAUGGCGCGCUAAAAGCAAAUGGAGUCAAUUCACAGCAUAGAGGAGCAGGAAGUGGCGGAACGAUCUCUGUAUCGGCGCGAUAUUUCGACGGGCACGGGCAUGUCCAAGUCAAUGGGGGAAGUGGAGGGUAUCARAGCGGUAGUUGUGGCUCGUCCGGCAGCUAUCAUUAUGAGGGAGGUGGCGGCGGAGGUGGUCAUCUAAAUCGCUUUUCACCUUACCCAAUAAGAAGGGAUGUUUUACGAAAUGAAGCGGUAAAAGGAGGUUCUAGACUUGGAGAAGACGGCCAAACUUGUACAAAAAMCAACUGCCAUGGACAUGGAAUUUUCUCAUCGUCAAGUGGUACUUGUACCUGUAAUGCUGGUUAUCUUGGGRUUGACUGUGCCUACAACUGCAUCCGUGAUGAAACAUGUACAGGCCAUGGUAAUUGCACUGGAUGGGGAGGAUGUGUUUGCGAUGAAGGUUAUGUUGGCUAUCGAUGUAGUUAUCAAUGCCACCCUAAUAGUAGYUGCAGUGGACACGGUCAAUGUAGUCUCACAGGCGAGUGCAUUUGUGAUUCUUGUUAUCAUGGAGAUAAAUGUCAACAUAAGUGUUCUGGUAAUGGUGAAUGUGUUGGAAAUUCCUGCAAAUGUAAUUCGUGUUUCGUUGGUCCUUAUUGUCACUCGGAAUGCUCAGGGCACGGGAAGUGUCAAAACUCGACAUGUUCYUGUUCACCAUUGUGGAAAGGACUCUUCUGUGAAAUUCCAAGAUGUCCCAAUGAUUGCUCUGGAAACGGAAUAUGCAAUGGUAUUCUACAAAAAUGUAUCUGUCAUCCUGGCUGGAAAGGAAUUGAUUGCAGUCUGCCUGACUGCCGUGGUGAACCCGAUUGCUAUGGUCGUGGUACCUGCAGUUUUAUCAAUGGUUCGGCUGUAUGUCACAAUUGUACAAAAGGCUGGAUGGGGCCGGCAUGUAAUGAUGUAUGUCUUCAUGGAGUGCASUCACCAAUGGAUAGCGGAAACUGCCAAUGCGAGCCGUGCUGGGCUGGAAAGGGAUGCGAUUCACUGUGCAUGGACAAUGGUAGAUGUGUCGCUGACAAAUGUCAGUGUUAUGAGUUGAAAGGCUGGAGAGGUGACGUAUGCGAAAUUCCAGGAUGUCCGGGCUUUAAAGAGGAUUGUUCAGGACAUGGAAAGUGUAACGGUGCAACACACACUUGUUUAUGCGACRAAGGGUGGACGGGUAUUGGUUGUCAUAUACCUGAUUGCCCAGGUGCACCAGAUUGUUUUGAUCGUGGUUACUGUAAUGCCUCAACAAACCCUCCAACUUGUCAACGCUGUAGAAGUGGAUGGAUGGGUCCAGCUUGCAACGACCCUUGCACGUUUGGGCAACAAGUUCCGAUGGACAGUGGUAACUGUGUUUGUCAACCUGGGUAUACUGGAGUUGGAUGUAACAGCGAGUGCUCUGAACAUGGCAAGAUUAUUAACAGUACAUGUAUUUGUGUAGUUGGCUGGCGAGGAACACUUUGCGACAAUCCUGGUUGUCCUGGAGAUAACAUCGAUUGCUCUGGUCAUGGUGACUGUAACAGUGCAACACAUACCUGCACAUGUCGAGAGGGUUGGACUGGAGAAGGAUGUAACAUUCCCGACUGUCCUGGUUCUCCCGAUUGUUCUGAACGUGGACUGUGCAAUGCAACCACUGAUCCUCCUAAAUGUAUGAAUUGUACUGUUGGGUGGAUGGGUCCAGCAUGCGCAGAUCCUUGUUUGCAUGGUAAACAAAUUCCAAUGGAUAGUGGGAGCUGUAUCUGUGAGCCCGGUUGGGUAGGUGUUGGUUGUAAUAGUGAAUGUUCUGGUCAUGGUAAAAUAGUGAAUCUCAUAUGUAAAUGUGACCGUGGAUGGCGAGGUACCAAUUGUGAUAAUCCUGGCUGCCCUGGUAUUGGAUCAGAUUGCACUGAUCAUGGUGAAUGCAAUAGCGCUACACACGAAUGUCAAUGCCAAAGUGGAUGGAGAGGCGAUGGAUGCGAGAUCGCUGAUUGCCCUGGAAAUCCAGACUGUGCAAAUCGAGGUUACUGCAAURCAUCGUUCAACCCCCCACGCUGCUCUAAUUGUUCAAAAGGGUGGAUGGGACCGUCUUGCGAAAACCUUUGUGUGUUUGGCAAUCAAGUCCCAAUGGAUAGUGGUAUCUGCAGUUGCGAUCCUUGCUUUACUGGUAAAGGCUGCAACGUAGAAUGCACUGGUAAUGGUAAAUGUCAAAAGGAAAAAUGUAUCUGCAAUACGCUUGAAGGUUGGCGAGGUUCAUUAUGUGAAGUGCCAGGAUGUCCAGGAAGUGGAGGAAAAGACUGUUCUGGCCAUGGAAAUUGCGACAGUACUAAACACAAAUGUAUUUGUGACCCAGGUUGGAGUGGRCUUGGUUGUCAGCAAGCAGACUGUCCAGGUACUCCUAACUGCUUUGGUAGAGGACUGUGUAAUACAACUAAUAGAGAUACACCAGAGUGCACGAAUUGUGAMAAAGGGUGGAUGGGUCCAGCAUGCAAUGAYCCUUGUGUUCACGGCCGUGCUGUCGACGGAAAAUGCAUCUGUAACCCGUGUUAUACUGGCAGUGGAUGCCAGAUGGAGUGUUCUGGUCAAGGUGAAUGUGUUUCCGAUAAAUGCAAAUGUGAUCGAAACAUCGGCGACGCCUAUAUUGGUGAAAACUGUGAACUUCCGGGAUGUCCUGGACGAGAUGGUAAUUGUGAAGGAAAGGGCUACUGUGACCUUAGAAAUCAAAAGUGUAUUUGCUAUCCUGGAUGGGCAGGUGAUGCUUGUAAUCAACUUGACUGUCCUGGAUCACCUCCAUGUACAGGGCAUGGAGAUUGCAGCAAUAGUAAUCCUAGAACGUGCAACUGUUAUCCUAAAUGGGCUGGAGAAACGUGUGAAAUCCARUGUGUGAACGGCUUAAAUUAUGGAAAUUCUUCGGGUUGUCUUUGUGACCCAUGUUUCUCUGGAACUGGUUGCAAUCUUGAAUGUUCAAACAAUGGAAAGUGUGUCGACCGUAAGUGUGUUUGCGACAAAGACAAAGGAUAUAAAGGUGAUGUUUGUGCAAUACCAAGUUGUCCUGGAUGGCCUUUAGAUUGUUCUGGUCAUGGAACGUGUAACAAAGCGACACUAAAAUGUCUAUGUAGUUCAGGGUGGACAGGAAAUKCUUGCGACGUACCAGAUUGUCCAGGAACUCCAGAUUGUAAUGGAAAAGGAACAUGUUYACCGCCCAAACAUAAAGGCAGUCCUCCAACAUGUAAUUGCUCCAAGGGUUGGAUGGGAGUGGCUUGUGAACUAGAAUGUAAGCAAGGUAAUCCUACAGAAAACAACAUUUGUCUGUGUAAGCCAUGUUAUAAUGGCCCAGCGUGUGAUACGUUGUGCUCAAACCACAGUACAAUUUGUGAUAAUGACGUCUGCGACUGUGGUUUUGAUGGAUGGCGAGGGACACAUUGUGAAAAGAAGGGAUGCCCUGGAUAUAAGAAAGACUGUUCUGGACAUGGUCAAUGUCUGACUGAAACUGGACGCUGUAUUUGUGACGUUGGAUGGAGGGGCAUUGGAUGCAAUAAGACUGACUGUCCUGGAGAACCCGAUUGUAACAACCGCGGAGAUUGCAUAAAAGCUGUUAUUCCUUAUUGCGGAAGGUGCCAAACCGGCUGGGCUGGUGUAGCAUGUGAAUCACCAUGUAUUAAUGGUACACAGAGUAAAACCGAUGCUCGACUUUGUGAGUGCAAUCCAUGUUUUACAGGAGUCAAGUGUGAUAGUCUCUGCUCCGGGGUUAAAAAUGCAACUUGUGUCAAUCAAACGUGCAACUGCGGAUUUCAAGGAUGGAGGGGAAGCUUAUGCGAAAAGAAAGGAUGUCCUGGGUGGGAUACCGACUGCACCGGGCAUGGCACUUGUAACAGUGCAACGGGUGUAUGCGAUUGUAAUGUAGGAUGGAGUGGGAAAGGAUGCGAAAUCCCAAAUUGUCCUGGUACUCCAGAGUGUAGUGGACAUGGUACGUGCAAUAGGGCAGCUACUCCUUAUUGCUCAUGUAAUGUUGGAUGGAUGGGAGCAGCGUGCAAUAUYCCUUGUGUUAAAGGCACGCCUAGUAGAAAUAGCCUAGGGGAAUAUAUCUGUAACUGUGAAGCUUGCUAUAGUGGCGUCUCUUGUAACAAAGAAUGUUCUGGUCGUGGUAACUGUACCAAUAAUACUUGUGACUGUGGAUUUGAUGGAUGGAGGGGAAAUUUAUGUCAUCUUCGAGGUUGUCCUGGAUGGAAAACAGAUUGUACUGGACAUGGCUCCUGCUUAUUCGAUGGCACGUGCUUUUGCAAUCCUGGAUGGACUGGGAAAGGAUGUGAAAUUCCAAGAUGUGCCGGAGGUGGAAACUGUAACGGACAUGGCGUGUGUGAUGGAGUCAACUACAAUCCACCUGUUUGCGUGUCAUGUGAUCCGGGAUAUUUUGGGAAUGAUUGUGGUACCCCGUGUUAUAAUGGAACAGUGAUAAGUACACAAAAAGGCAAGGAAUGUAAGUGUGACAGUUGUCAUACCGGUGUCUACUGCAAUAAAGAAUGUAGCUCUAAUGGAAAAUGUGUCAAAGAUAAAUGCCAGUGUGAUAGUGGGUACCGGGGAGACAAGUGUGAAACGGUUGGGUGUCCUGGCGAUGGCAUUGAUUGCAGUGGUCACGGUGUCUGUCUUAGCGUUUUACAGACCUGUAAUUGCUUCAACGGAUGGAAAGGUAAAGGUUGUAACAUCCCUGAUUGCCCUGGAACACCUGAUUGUAACAGCAAGGGUAAAUGUGAUGGAUCGGUCGACCCUCCACGAUGUGUCAACUGUACAAAUAAUACCAUGGGGUCUGCUUGUGAGCUUCCUUGUAUUCAUGGUGAAGAAGACCCACCUAACAGCGCCAUAUGUAAAUGCAGUCCAUGUUAUCGAGGGCUUGCAUGCGACUUGGAGUGUUCAGGACAUGGAACAUGCAAUAAUUCAAAGUGUGUUUGCAAAACUGGAAGGAAAGGAGACUUGUGCCAAUCUAUAGAUUGUCCUGGUGAGCCUGAUUGUAGCGGUCAUGGGGUUUGCUUAAAAGAGCAAGGAGCGCUAACACCAAUAUGUCUUUGUAAUCAAGGUUUUGAUGGAUUGGACUGUAGUAAGCUCGUUUGCCCAGGUUCUCCUAUGUGUAGCAAUAGAGGAAAUUGUACUCUAGUGAAGAACGUACCAAAGUGUGUAUGUCGUCAUGGAUUUAUGGGAUCAUCUUGUGAGAAAUGUCAAACACGUUUUACUGGCUCUGAGUGCGAGCGUUGUGUUAGUAACUAUAUUGGAUGGAAAGACAGUUGCAGUGUUUACUGUGUUCAUGGUAUGGCGACUGUUCCUAACGGAGACAUUUGUGGAUGUUACAACGAUAGUGUAAAUGGUCAUUGGAAUGGUUCAACAUGUGAGCAGUGUAUAAAUGGGUGGGCCUUACCCGACUGUAAAGUUUGUGAUAAAACACAUGUUGGUGAGAAUUGUAACAUCAAGUGUGUUAAGGCCAAUGCUGACUACCGUGACGUGCGUGACGGUUUGUGGGGAAACAAACCGGUUAAACCAGUACUUACCUGUCUAUAUCAAGUAAAGAGUGGAGCCAUUUAUGCCAGGUUCGGUUACGAAAACAAGAACACACACAACGUAUAUCUAUCAGUUGGAGCAGACAAUCGUUUCUCUCGUCCCAAUCUUGUACUCGACCCUGGUGGACAAGCUGGAUUUGUACGUAAAGCGAACGAACACGUUUCGGGAAAUUUGGUUCCUUUAGUUUCUGAAAACCUUGGACAACCAACCAAGUUUGAGCCUGGAAAGUAUGAAAGGGUUUUUGAAGUCAGACUUAGAAAUGAUAUACCGAUAGUAUGGGUACUUGCUUAUCCUUUGUCUAACCAACGUUACACUUCACAAGUAGAUGCAUCAAUGUUGGAUAGGUUGUCGUGUGGAAGUGUUCCCUCAGUUAACAAUUCAAGCAAGUACGAAAAGUGUGUCUGCAAAAAUGGGUUCUGGGGUGAAUCAUGCCAUCAAAAAUGUCCUGGUAAGUUUGGAGCACCUUGUAACCGACAUGGAGUUUGCGACUCAACAACAGGAAAUUGCCUCUGUGAUGUUAACUGGCAGGGUGAUGCGUCCUGUGCGUCAUGUACUUUCGGCUGGCUCGGUAGUGAAUGCAACAUCAUUCAACAAAUACCAAAUCAUCAAACAGCUGGGGCAUUUGGGCCUAGCAAUUUUCUUACCUUUGACGGGGCUGCGUAUCGUUUCCUUGGUGUCGGGGAAUACCAUCUCUUAGCAUCACGAGCUGCUAGGUUUGAAGUACAAGGCAGAAUGGUGACAUGUUUUGAUGCAAGCUCAUGUUUCAACUCAAUUGCAGCAAAGGUUGGUGAUAGCACUAUUGUGAUUCAUGGACGAUUUACAAGCAGUGGAGAGCCAUCAGUUUAUGUUAAUGGAAAACAAACUUAUACUUUGGAACAGAGAGUCGGUCGCUCGUCGGAUGGUUUCGUUUUGCGUCGUGUAUCAUCUCUGAAGUUUAUCCUUGAAACKUUUCGUGGGGUUCGUUUAGAGGUGCGUUUGUAUGAUCGCUAUCUAGACGCACAUAUCGAAGCUAAAAACAAAACGUAUUGUGAGUCUGCUGGAGGACUUUGGGGGAGCUGUAACGGAAAGCUAUCAGACGACUUUUCUACGAGGACUCAAUUCCUAAAGAAAGCAUUCAGUAACAACAUUCCCGGCGAAGCCUAUAUCCACGAAGUCUUUGGAUCAUCAUGGAAAGUAGCCAUAGCCAAUAGCUUAUUCAUCUAUGACACUAACAAAUAUCAAGAGAAACGAGAMCUUGAUGGUGGUGGGUAUGCCCUGUUUUUCAACAACACCGGAGUACAGACAAGUGAAAUGUACAGUAUAACAUCAUCUGAUAUCACUAUUGAGUUUAUGAUGAAGCGUAUUAGUACGUCUGGAACAGUGAUUUCCUACACGACUACGAAGACAUUUGCUUUGACGUUAAACUCUGGAAAUGUCCAACUGCACUACGGUAAGACAGUUCUUGAUACUCUGGUGACCAUACAUACAAAUAAGUGGGUUCAUAUAACACUCGUCUGGUCCAAAGCAAAUAAAAUCCUUCAGUUUUAUCUCAUCAAUGAAGGCGGUGUAGUCAGUAGCCGUAAUUUUCCUAUUUCCAGUGAGGUAAAUGUGUUUGAACCGGGCGGUGUUUUAGCUUUGGGUUACUGGAGGCCUUCACCGUUGGGGCAUGGCCAUGGUCCUACACAAGGAUUUAUAGGUGUUUUGGAUGAACUGCGAAUCUGGAACAAAAAACUCGAUCCAGGAGCCGUGAUAUCACACUGGAAGAUAAAUCUCAAUAAUAGGUAUUCAACAGACCUUGCAAGUUUAUGGAAGUUCAACGAAGGACAAGGAUCCGUCGCUAAAGAUAGUGUAUCGAAGGCACACAUAACAAUACCUUCGUCCAUCUGGCACCCCCCGACAUGGGUAUAUUCUACUGCUCCAAUUCACCCCUUCUCUGUUGAUAUUCGGAAAGCCUAUAGUYUGCGAUUUGAAAUGAUGAUACCUUUGACCGCUGUACAGAAGAAAUGCAAGGAAGUUAUUCUUGAUUCGGACCUUAAAGUAUCAUAUCCUAACCUGAAUGCAAGUCUSUUGUCGUUCUAUUAUAGUGCCUGUAUUUUUACUGUUUCGAGAACUGGAGACAUUGAAAGUGCUUACUGGAUCUCACUCUGUGCUUCUGAUUUCGGUCAUAUCUUAAACCCAUCGAAGCCUUGGUACGCUAAAAAGCUUUGCAAUGCUGUGACUCCAAAUAACUUUCCUGAAUGGGUAGGUACCAACUGCCAAAUGUUUUGCAAAUAUGGAAGGCGAAAGUCCAUGWCAAGUAAUAAGUGUAGAUGCAAUUACGGUUUUUAUGGCGAAAACUGCACCAGAGAAUGCCCAGGGGGGUUCAAGACUCCUUGUAAUGGACUCGCAACUUGUGAGCCUGAUACUGGGAAAUGUAACUGUCCACUAACUGCUAAUGCAUCAAAUGAAUGCACAAAGUGUGAGAACGGUUGGUUUGGAAAAGACUGCUCUGUAAGUGCUGCUACUACGAGUACGAAUGUCUCGUAUUGUCAAGGCUUUGGUUCAGGACACUAUAAGACCUUUGAUGGUGCUGGAUUUAACUUUGAAGUCACAGGUGAAUUCUACGUUUUAAACACACCAAAUCUCGUAGUUCAAGUUCGCCAAAUUCCCUAUCGUAAUGAUUCCGUCUGUAUGACAUCUGUAGCUGUAAAAACUGGAUUAGAUACAGUCACCAUUCGAGCUAGUUUCAACAGCACAGGGAUACCAUUUGUUUGGAUUAAUGGCAACCUUACUAAUGCUACAAGCGCUCAAUUCAAUAAUGCAUUUUCUUACCGUAAAAGAACUCCCCGAACAUAUGAAAUCAGAAAUAAUGAAACAUCAGCCAGCCUUACCCUAGUGCGUGUUACAACAUGGAAGAAGUGCCUGUCAUUCGAGGUUAUAUCCGCGGCGAAUAUUUGUCGAGUUGAAAGUGGGUUAUGUUGCUCGUGUGACGGUAACGUUUUUAAUGACUUCAAAGGAGUAAAUGAUACUGUACUUUGGGAUAAAAAUAUUACUUACGCUGCUCUCGCUCAGUUGUUAUCUUCAAGAUGGAGCGUGAAACCAUCACAAUCCAUGUUUGUGUAUAACGUUCCUCCUUACUACGAGAGAAGGAAGAUAAAUGCAUUAGGUUACUGCUUGUUGUUCAACGGUUCUGUGGCAAACUCAAUGAGCACUACCUUCAACUUGACUUCCGAUCUCACACUUCAGUUCUUUGUAAAGAUCAGCAAAGUAGGUGGCACUAUGGUUUCUUAUGCUACAAGCAGAACAGUUGCCGUAGUGAAUGAUGCAACAGUUAAAGUUUACAUUGGAGCAAAUGCAUAUGACGUUGGCGAAGCUUUGCAAAUGAACUCAUGGUAUCAGGUUACAAUURYUUAUCAACGGAUAGCAGGAGUAUUGACUUAUCACCACAUGAACGCAACUGAUGCACUCAUCACAAGAAAGUUUUUCAUUGGUUACAAUCAUUUUGAUGCCGGAGGAAAAGUCUGGCUUGGAAAGUGGUUUAUCACCAAUGCUCAUAUAACCGGGAUUCCUGUUCUUCCAUUUGUCGGUAGUCUGGAUAGCCUUAGGCUGUGGAAUACUCACCUCAACCCAGUGGAAGUUCGUCAAAGUUUUUAUUUAAUUCUUAGGACAAAAACUGCAGGAUUGUCAUCGGUAUGGCUUUUUGACGAUGGAGAAGGAACAACUGUUGGAAGUGAAAUAGACGCAAAUAAUUAUAUUACACUACCAGAGGUACUCGACCGUCGACCGUCCUGGAGAUUCUCCUAUGCAGCUCCUAUUGCUCCAACAAUGGACACUGGGCCGAAUGUUGUAYUUUUUAACAAGACAUUGGAAAUGCAAGCUAUAUCUMUUUGYAAGCAACUGAUUUUCGAUCCUGUUAUUAUAGCCCACUGUAAUGUACCCUUCCGUCAAUUYUACUAUCAAUCGUGCCUCAAAGACGUGAACGUUGCACRUAAUGUAAGCCAAGCUUACGUGUCCGUAUCACUGUAUGCGCAAUACUGUUACGCCGUCCUUGGCGUAAAAGUCUCCUUACUGCGGCAUCUGUGCCAUCAGGUAACUUACAGCGUUAACUGGAUUGGACCAAACUGUGAUAUACCAUGUGUUUUUGGUGAGGCAGAUACCAAUAAUAGUAGCUCGUGUGUUUGUAAUAGAGGAUACUGGGGAAAGAACUGUACUAGGGAAUGUCCAGGCGGCUCUCUAAAUCCUUGUAGCGGACACGGGAAAUGCGAUUCGUUGAAAGGCACUUGCACAUGCGAUCUUAACUGGCAAGGGAAGAGUGACUGCAGUAGUUGUACCAUUGGAUGGGUUGGUCCAGGAUGUUCGGUAGCAGUAUCUCGUAAAAAGAUUCCAUCUUGCAAUGUGUUCUCUGGUGGRCAUUUUUCAAGCUUUGAUGGCGCACAUUUCACUUUCUAUAGCACUGGUGAAUACUGGUUGAUAAACAACGUCCAAUUCAAGGCGCAGWUAAGGCAAAUAUCUUGUUCUAACGGCAAAUCACGGUGUAUCAAUGCGGUCGCGUUUUCUUUUAGAGACGAUUGGAGAAUGGUCUUACAUGCCCCUUACACAAAACAAGGUGAAGCGACAGUUUGGCUUAAUGACAAGACUGUCAAGUUUACCAAAAAGCGAAUUGCAUUUACAGAUGACACUUUCCUGGAAUACAGCUCAUCAACAACCUAUACACUUUUGAGUAAACCAAGGAAGAUUUUCAUUAAAAUCAGAUUGACAGGGACUGGUAUUUCAAUCUCUGGUCGUGUAUUAGAUAAUCUGUGCCAGAGCACCAGAGCCGCUUGCGGUAACUGCGACGGUGACAUAUCCAACGACCUCUCUUUACAACCCGGAGAAACCUUACAAACCAAAUGGAAUGUCGAGCCUGAUAGUAGCUUGUUUACGAGUAUAUACAAUUAUGGCGUUUAUGAAGAAAGUGCUUUACCAACGGGUGCUGAAUAUGGAUUAAAAUUCCAAGGUGUUGGUAUAGAAACGGAUAUUUUGCCGGAUGUCUUUAAAGGUUCACAUGUAACUGUGGAAAUUGUUUUUAAAUCCGAUAAAACUGUUGCAGGGGUUCUUUACUGCUACAGUCAUUCUWCAGCGUUGACUGUAUUCAUUGAGAAAACUAUGAAAGUGCGUCAAGGAAGUAGCGUCUGGGACACACAAAUAACGCCAGACUUGGGAAAAUGGAAUCAAGCCACYAUUGUAUAUUACAAGCCAACGGGGCUUCUAACGAUGUACUUUGUCAAUUCCGUUGGCAGUAUUACUCAUCUUACAAAAACKAUAAAGAAGGGACUGUAUGCAUCACAAGGAAGCAUCUCCAUCGGGCAAUGGGUACCCGGGUAUUCCGAUUAUGAUGUCGGCUCUUUGAAAGGUUUGGAAGGUUACGUUGACGAAGUUCGUGUAUGGAAUAGAUAUUUUAGUUUGUCUGAUGUCAAAGCUAGUUGGACCGCAAAUGUACAACCAAGAGUACCAUACUUAGCGAUUCUAUGGAAGUUCAAUGAAGGAGAAGGGACAAUGGUGUAUGACAUUCAAUCUUCAAUCAACUUGUAUAUCACAGAUGUGACCAAUGCACCUAUCUGGGUGUACAGCACAGCCCCUGUGGUGUUACUACAAGUAUCAUAUCCAWCARUUGUCUCAGCUGAAACACAACAGUGGUGCAGUUCUUACAUCCUGAAAUCUCCUCUUGGAAAUAAUUGUGCUGGAUUAGGUCAGGGAGGCACUGACUUCUUCUAUCGAUCGUGCCUGCAAAUCAUAUCAGAUUAUGAUUCAGUUGGUGUGGGCAUUGAAGUAGUCGUUGCUUUUGCAGAUGCCUGCGAAUUAUCACUGAAUCUUACCGAUUGGCCAGCGCGACAAAUGUGUAACAAUGCCAUCUUUAAGAACUCUCGUUUAUCAGAAUGGAUUGGAGACGACUGUGCUCAUUCGUGUGUCUAUGGUUAUAGAUCUCUUGRUUCUAACAUGAAAUGUGUAUGCGAUAAGUCAGUAUGGGGUACAAACUGCGAUAGUUUUUGUCCAGGUGGACCAUUCAAUCAGUGUCACGGACAUGGAGAAUGCUCUUCCUUAACUGGAGCUUGCACUUGUGACUUUCGUUGGAGGGGAAUUUACGAUUGUAGUCGUUGCACAUCCACCUAUCACGGACUCGACUGUUCCAUCGUGAUCGGACCUCAAAAACCUGGGAUUGCUGUUUCUACAAUAGCUGGUUCGGGUCAUUACUUAACGUUAGAUGGCUUGAAAAUGGACGUUUCUGUAGCCGGAGAAUUUGAAGCUUUUACCUCAAACAGACUUGGAAUCAGUGUCCAAGUGAGACAACUCAGACAAGGAGGCUAUAGUGGUGCUCGAUGUGUGUUUGUGCGCAGUGGAGGCAGCAGUGUCACUCUCCACACAGGUUAUGGAGCGACAAGUAACGUUGUUGUUUUGGCAAAUGGUAUCCGAGUAAACAAAAAGGCUUUCAUCAAACUCGGCUCAUUAGGAUUUACUUUCCACAGAAAAUCACACGAUUCUUAUGUGGUAGCGGGCCCUGAGAAUUUCAGCAUGGUGAUAUACCACCGAGGAACACACAUUGACAUUUCCAUUGCAAUGGAUAGAUCGGCAUGUAUUGAUUCUUGUGGUCUUCUCGGUCAGUGUGGAGGAACUGCUCAAGCAUCGAACUGCAGCGUUUCUGGAAUAGCAACAAUGUACGAUGUAGCAAAACUUACCCAAGUGAAAGUGAACACCUUUGUACAAAAAUGGAUCGUGUCAGCUAAUGAUAGUGGAUUUACGGAUGUACUAAAUAUCGUCAAGGAAAAGCAGAUCAUCACUGGUGCCGGUAGCUGCUUAUUGUUCAACGGAACUGGACUAGUUUCCCCACCUCUCGUGAACGUCUUUAUUGGAAAAUUUGUAUCCAUCCAGUUUUAUGUGAAGGUGAACUAUUCGGGUCAUCAAGAAAGAAUCAUUAUCUCAUUUGCAUCUAAUUCAACAUUUGCUGUUACCGUUAAGAAUGGGACAUUAUUAGUACGUUACGGAGGCUUAAUUUUCAAUACUUUGCUUGUAGCUGAAACUCUAAAAUGGAACCAAAUAUCUAUAGUCUACAGACGUGAUUCGGGAUUACUGCAAUUCUAUAGAAUAACAUCGACGGGAAUCAUCAGACGAACAGUUCUCAAUAUUGGAUUAGGAGCAUUUUUGCCAGGUUCUACAGUAGGGAUAGCAAUAUGGACAGUAACGGACGUCGUAGUGAACAUACCAGGAUUUGUUGGAUGGCUGGACGAGCUUCAGAUAUGGAACAAAAGACUUGACGGUAUUACAAUACAACAACUUUGGCGAGGCAGUGUUAAAGUAACAUCUCCAGGUCUUGCCCUGUGGUGGAGCUUCAACGAUGGUCGAGGAUAUACUGUCACGCCUUCUGUCGGUUCAAUUAGCAUUUCUCUUCCACUGCCACCUUGGAUCAGUCCUUCAUGGGUGCCUUCAGAUCUUAACAUAUCGCUAACGAAUACUAUAGAAGCCUUUUUCCCUAACAAAUCACUACAACAAGCUGCUAAAGAGUUAUGUCAGAAUAUAUUCUUAAAAGGACCAUUCAGUGAGCAAUGCGGAAAUGCCACUGUUGGCGAGGACUUUUACUACGAAGCAUGUAUGAUGGAUAUUGCAGCGACAAGCUCGUUAGAUAGUGCUAAACAAUCCACACUGCAAAUGGGCUUUGAAUGUCAAGCAGCACUCAAUCUCUCUAGGUUACCAGGGCAAAACCUCUGCAGUGUUUAUCCUAGUGGGCGCUAUGACAAUUGGGUUGGUAAAAACUGCACUACGAAAUGUGUAUAUGGUCAGUAUGUAUCAAACAGAUGUCAGUGUGAUUAUGGAUACUGGGACASGAACUGUACCAAAGAGUGCCCUGGGGGUGCAGCAAACCCUUGUAGCGGCAAUGGACAGUGCAAUWUUGAAACAGGAAAGUGUGAAUGCUAUCAAAAUUGGAAGGGAGAUGAUCUUUGCUCUUCAUGCACACCGAGCUAUAUUGGAGAUAAGUGCGACAUUGCCGUUUCUCCUGAGCGYAAUGCAACUGGACAACAGAAUGYCACUAAAGUGUGCCAGAUCAUAGAGAACGGAAGGGUAAUAGGUUUUGACGGUGCACUUUAUAGCUUUUCAAAUGUAGGRGAGUUUAUUAUGAUUUCGUCCUCUGCUUUGGAGCUUCAAGUUCGUCAGGUACCCUGCAAUAACGGGUAUGUUUGCUUAAACGCGUUCGCUUUGYAUUUUGAAGGAACGAACGUGAGCGUACACGCUCCAUACAAUUCCGAAGAAAACGUCCUUAUAUACAUCAAUGGGGAAAACGUAUCUCUUGAYAAACAGACUCUUAAAAACAUUGCUAAGAAAGGCAUUUCUCUCACAAUGCUAACACUCAAAAGGCUCUUGGUUACCAUUCAAGGACAUCUAUCAGUAUACACGACAAUGUUUGAUCGCUAUCUUGACAUCGAGGCCACGACUGAYAGCAGUUACUGUUCCAYCUUUAAAGGACUUUGCGGAUCGUGCGAUCCRGAUAGAYAUUCUUCWGGRACRGUGCUAGGAAAUGUUGGAAAGAGCAACGGAACAGGUGUUUCUAUUGGRRAUUACAUCAAGACUCACAUCUCUGUUAAACCGAGUGACUCUAAUAUUGUCAUUGAAGAAAGCGUCCACAAAGAGACAAGGAUUGUUUAUGGUGGAUUGUAUUGUCUCUCUUUUAGAUUCUCUGCYGCAGUAUCUCAGAGGAUAACAGGUGUGUUCACUCAUGGUUCCAUGACCAUUCAGCUACUAAUUCACUCGUGCGARCCUCACAUCUGUGGUGGUGUUAUUAUCUCUUAUGCUUCGAGACUAACGUUUUACGUUAGCAACCACGUUACCGUCAAAGCAGGAAUCGGCAAUGAAGUAUAUGACACAGGAAUUCCAACUGAAGUGAACAAGUGGAACUUAAUAUCUGUAGUAUUCAUUCGAAAAAGCCUUCAGCUGUCAAUYUAUAUUACAUCAUCAGCUGGYAUCACUCAAGGAAAGUCGUUCGUUGUGAAGAUUGAUCCUUUCGUCGAUGGUGGUACUCUAGCGGUUGGACUUUGGCAGCCCUCGUCUGGGGUCAGAAGCACUCGAACAAGCCAUGUKUUUAKAGGAAUUGUUGAUGAAAUGAGAGUAUGGAAGAGGRCUCUAGACUACGCUGCGAUAUCACAAAGCUUUUCAGUUAAUGURCAAGUYGAUAUGUCGACGCUYACUGGUUUGUGGAAGUUUAACGAAGGAAAAGGUUACAUGACAAAAGACCUUGUKGCACAAAACCAUUUCUUCUUCCCAAARUACCCAAUGAGAYCUCCAUCGUGGUUGUUCUCUAACGCUCCUAUUCRCUACGUUCCAACCGUGAAUCCUAAUAAUAACAAUGAAACAAUACGACUGUUGGCGUCUCGUAUCUGUACACAACUUAUACURACGGGUCCCUUGUAUAACGCGUGCUCAAGACUUGGAAACGUAACCCUGGAGUUCUACUUACAGGCUUGCCUUACGAAAGUCAUCUCGUCAGGCCAGAUGACGCAUUCAAUGACWACAAUCGUGGCCUUAUCGGAUUACUGUCAAUUAACACUCAAGCUGUCAUUCUGGCCAGCGCGAYCGCUGUGUAAUGAUUUCCCAGGUAUGGACUUCCCGAAUUGGAUUGGCGACAACUGCUCUACUYYAUGUAUUUACGGAAAACCUUCAAAUYUAAGUCAAGAUAUCUGUGUCUGUCAUAAWGGCUAUUAUGGUAUCAACUGCUCUAUGGUUUGUCCAGGCGGYGCACUAAACAUCUGUAACAAGCAUGGAUCGUGUGACCUCUCUGGGAUGUGCACGUGUGAUAUUAACUGGGCCGGGGAUGUUAAUUGCAGCUCUUGUUCAGACGGMUGGAGUGGAAGUGACUGCUCUUUGGCUGUAACUGACCCAAUUCACAAUGGUUUAGUAGUUAGUGUGAGUGCUGUAUCCAUCCGUGGGCAUUUCAGUAUAUUCAAUGGCUUGAGUUUUGUGCUACACAUUACUGGCGAGUAUUACUUAAUCUUUUCAUSUGAACUUUCAAUCUAUGUGCAAGCUCGCUUAGUAUCAUGCUUUCAACAAGCUUCUUGUAUCAAUGCCAUAGCUAUUCGGAUCUCAACACACACUUUGGUUAUCCAUGGACCAUAUUCAUCCGAAGGCAGUCUUGUUUUGUGGCUUAAUGGUACUGUUAUAGACAUUGACAUCAACCCUCCCUCGAUUGGUGUACAUGGUUUUACCUUUGUGAGGGUUUCGGUCGGACUAUAUGAGUUCAAACACCACGAGGUGACGGUCUACAUUCGGGUUGAAGGACGUUACUUAAACCUUAGAGUAAAGGCUUCGGACAAACUCUGCAAUGGCUCAUAUGGACUUCUUGGGGCCUGUAAUAAAGAUAUUAUUGAUCUUCUKGAGUCAUACAAUCCACCGACAAACUGUUCAGAAGACAUGCACAACAAAACCGAACACAUCCAAAAUCAAAAUACGAGUGGCAAAAAGAAUGCUAGUACAGCCAAAAUCAAAGAACUGUCAGCUAGAGUUAAAAUUCUCGAGUGUGAGAGUCUUUUUGUUUAUUCGUACAAMGAAAUUACAGAAUAUCGAGGUGCCACGGCUGGUUAUGCGGUUUUCUUUAACGGAACUGCGUUAGUAACAACAACAGUCAUCUAUACCGCAUUGUUAUCCAACGAUAUUACCAUUGACCUGAUGAUUAAUAUACAACGACAUGGACUAAUAUUCUCGUACGGUAAAGAAGAAACAUUUUACUUGACAAGCAUUGAAGGAACACUUAGCAUACACUAUUGCAAGCACAUAUACAAGACUAACAUCACUGUAGCUCUUAAUACAUGGACACARCUGAGCUUGGUAUAYCAACGAUCUAUUAGCAAACUUCAGGUGUAUUACUUUUUGACAGAUGGUAUCGUGCAGCGAAUAGAUCUGGAUAUCUCCCUGAAUAUAAAUCUUUUGGAAGCUGGAGGGUAUUUGGCAUUAUUUGGAUGGUUCCCUCCAUUGGUAGGAGCCCCUUCAUCACCACCAAUAAUCAGCAUUGGCUUUAUAGAUCAAUUCCGUAUUUGGACGCGUUACUUCCACCCUGCUAUUAUUCAACAGAUAUACAAACGAGAAGUUUUAGUAGAAACAGGUACUCUUGCGCACGCUUGGAGAUUUAAUGAAGGUGAGGGAGGGAUUUCCACGGAUACCUUUGGUGGGGUCAAAUUCAAAAUGACGACCACACCUUGGAUAGUUCCAGCGUGGAAGUUCUCGGAUGUUAUACUAAAAGAACCGUUCUUCCCAGCUGGACCGACAUAUAACUUUGCUAAUGAAUCACUCAAGAACGAUUCUGAAAAGUUUUGCAAAGUUUUGUUUUUCACUGGACCGCUUUUCAMAGCCUGUGGUAAACUUGGGGAAGGUUUGUUAACUUACUACUAUCGAUCUUGUCUUCAGCGAAUAGCAUCUUCAGGACAUAUAAACUCGUCUAUGGAAGUAGUCAUCGCAUUUUCUGACUACUGCCAAACUGUAUUAUCUUUAAAUACUUGGCCUGCAAAACCACUCUGCAACAAAUUUCCAGGAAAGGAUUUUCCAAUUUGGUAUGGUUCACAGUGUGAUCAGAAAUGUGAGAAUGGGAUCAAAGUAUUACCAAAUAAUUGUAUUUGUCAUGUUGGUUACUGGGGAAAUGACUGCUCUAAAGUCUGUCCUGGUGGAGCUAUAUCGCCGUGUUACAAUCAUGGACAAUGCAAUGCACAAUCUGGACAAUGUACAUGUGAUGUAAGUUGGAAGGGUGUGGACUGUGCAACGUGCUCGAACGGGUGGAAAGGACAAGACUGUUCUCUUGCCGUCGUAUCAAUCAAGACUUCUCUUCAUGUUUCAUUUGCUGUGUCGUACAGUGGACGGUAUGUUACGUUUGACGGUGUCAGUUAUACCUUUUUAGCUAUUGGUGAAUUUUAUGUGAUUUAUUCGACACAACAUUCCUUGAUUUUGCAAGUACGACAAGUUCCGACAGCUCUUCAUUCAAUCAAUAUCAACGCUAUUGCUCUUAAAGUUAUAAACACUGUAAUAACAUUCCAUGGUCCAUAUGUGACAGGAGGUCUUCCUAYCCUAUGGGUGAACAAAACAUUCACUCCAAUUACUGGUCUAGCUACUCGUCUGGGACCUGUCCAUCUUGAUAUACGAUUUUGGGUUGAGUCACGUGAUCGCUACGUUAUUGCGUGGAAUGACAACGUCAUCAUUCACAUACGUGUUGAUGGCCGUUACCUGAGCUUCAAAGCAGACGUAAAGAGCCAAUACUGUUUUAAGUCAAUCGGUCUUCUGGGGUCUUGUGAUAACAAUGCUAACAAUGACCUGGGAUAUAUACCAAUAGACAAUGCAACACAGAGACAGAUUGAUAAUGUUUUACCAAACAAGUUUAAGUCUAACGAAGCUGAUAGCUUAUUUGUAUUGCAACAUGGCUAUUAUAAGGAAUUAGGCAGACCAUCUGGUGGGAUAUAUGCAUUGAUGUUCAACAGUACUGGCGUCUCGACGGGGCCUCUUAUGAAAAGUAUUGUAAACAACUCAGACCUGACCAUCGAAUUGCUGUUCAAAUCAUUUGAUCACAAAGGRACAUUACCAUGGCCACGCCCUGCCUGGGUGUACUCUGAUGCAGACAUUAAAACAAACGUAACUGUGACAUCUUUACCUUACUUUGACAAGAACGUAACCUUUCAAAAAGAAGCAAAAUCGUUGUGCUAUAAGCUCUAUUUYGAAAGUCAGCUACACAGCAGCUGUAAGUCUCUCAAAGCCGAGAUUGAAUUCCACUAUAUGCUCUGUAUUCAUGAUAUUGGAACAAGUGGAGUGCUGUCAUCCUCGCUUGGCGCCCUUAUYACAUUCGCCGAUCACUGUGAAACUGCUCUAAAUCUAUCAUUUUGGCCCGCUCAAAAACUUUGUAAUUCGAUUCCCGGYGCUGYGUUYCCUAACUGGAUUGGCGACAUGUGUGACAAGGCCUGUGUGUUUGGAAGAGCUAAAGUUGAUGACCGRAACAUCUGUGUUUGUAACCAUGGAUACUGGGGUASUGAUUGCUCAAGGACCUGUCCUGGUGGAAUACUCACAACAUGUGGUAGUCAUGGAUACUGCGAUAAACAAUCUGGAACCUGUAUWUGCGACAUCAACUGGCAAGGCAAUCAGUAUUGCACGUCUUGUAGCUCGGGUUGGUUUGGACGUAGUUGUCAAUUUGCUGUAACUAAGGUUGGAAGUUCAUCUCGUGCACUACAAAUCGCGUCCAUAGGAAAUUUUGGUUAUUACAARUCGUUCAGUGGGCUGUGCUUCACCUUGCGUACUCACGGAGAGUUCUAUCUUCUUMGCUCAACCGUACUCAACUUUGCAAUUCAAAUACGACGCGGGUUUUGCAGUGGCAGUCUGUACUCUACAACAUGURCAGUUGCAGUUGCCUUUAGUUACAAGAACGUCCGAAUCGCUAUCAGAGCACCUUUGACCACCGUCUCGAAAACAAAAAUUACAUUCCCGCUUAUCUGGAGAAACGGGAGCCCCAUCCGUGUUGACCACUUUACUCGCAUUGGUGUUSACUUUGUCAUGGUGCGUAUCUCUAACGUCGCUUACAGGAUAACUGGACCCAGUGGAAUUAACUUUGUCAUUACGGUUGGCCAGAGUUUAGGGCUCACAGUUAAUUGUCCAAAGAUGUUUUGUCGAAACUCUACAGGUCUUCUUGGAUCAUGUUCUUAUAAACAUUUCAACAACACUUYGWCWGUUGAGAAUACAUAUAAAGAUCUUAUCACGGGUGCAGCGGUCGGUCAAAGAGACUCUCUWUUUCAAUAUGCCUAUGGUGGUUAUCAAGAACAUCGAAUCAUAACGGGUGCAGGAUUUUGUGUAMGGUUUACGGAUAGCUUUGUGAUUUCUAAAUCUUUGGUUAUUCCACAAGUCGAUGUACUGACACUAGAACUUCUUGUACGUAUAAGGACUUAUGGUGGUGUARUACUUUCCUUUGCGAAUAAGAACACAUUUGCAGUAAUCAGUGAAAAGACAUUAAAGAUAGCCUAUCACAAUCAAGUGUUUGAUACAAGAAUUGCWUUGGAGACCCAGCAAUGGAAUCAAAUAUCAUUGGUGUUCUAUCARUUCAUAGGGAAACUUGAAGUUCACUGUUUUGAUCAUGUAGGCGAGCUCAAAGUAAGAGUAUUCAUGCUUGAUAGAAAUGUUUUUGCGUCUGGAGGGGURCUUGCCUUUGGACAGUGGCUUCCAUCAAUCGAACGAGCUCAACCUCCCAAGUCAGUUUUCUAUGGCGACRUUGACGAGGUAAAGAUGUGGCAGCGCAGGACAAACCCGGAUAUCAUAAGAAGAAAUCAAAAUCUAAAUGUUCUUCCKGGAAUCUACCCAGAUCUGUUGCAUCUUUGGAAAAUGAAUGAAGUCGAAGGCGCUGUCAUUAAAGAUAAUGUAGGUAAUGAUGACCUUUACAUGAAAAAAUUCCACGAACCAGAGAGARAUUUCUCCAACGCCGAUGUACCAUUUGUAGAUCCUAAACGAAAACCUACUGGAACCAAAACAGCCGAGGGAAAGUUAAGAGACRUUUGCAAGGAUACACUUCUUGAAGGCCCWCUUCAUGAAAACUGUAUUGAAUUAGGUGAAACACUUGCUCAGUCGUACUAUAACUCAUGUGUAUAUGAUACGAGUGUUUCGGGAGAUCCUGAGUCAGCAAUAGAUUCYGUCRUUGCAUUUUCYGACUACUGUCAACAAGCAUUGAACUUAAAGGAAUGGCCAGCUCGUAAACUUUGCAAUCAUUUUAAACGUAGACGGUUUCCUGAUUGGGUUGGCCCUCUUUGCGAACAGAGGUGCAAAUUUGGUUAUUCAAACUUUUCCGAAGACAACCCUGGAAAUCCCACUUGUAAAUGCGAAGAAGGAUACUGGGGGAAGAAUUGUUUAAAUCUUUGUGAUGGCGGUCUGUUCAACGUUUGUAAUAGUAAAGGUACUUGUGAUGAUUCAACUGGACAAUGUAAAUGCUUCGAUAAGUGGAAUGGUACGGACCAAAACUACAAUAUCAAUCGUAAACUACCUUGUUCAACAUGCACACAAGGCUGGAUGGGAACGGACUGCUCUAUAGCGGUACAGGCACCGCCUGAAAGUGAACAUAAACCRCAGCGUAUGUCUAUAAACUUUGGUGAUCCUCACUUUACAGCAACUGAUGGGGUGAAUUACAAUUUUGAAGUUCCAGGAGCAUAUCACUUGAUGAUACAUAAACUAUUUUCCGUUCAAAUGCUUCAAGUACCAUGCAAUARUCAAGUGUCCUGCAGAAGAAUAAUGGAAAUUGUGAUAAAAACUGUACCUUUUACACUUUCUGUAAAAURCAUGAACCUUACAACGACCAAGACGGUACUCUACGAUCAAUCUAGAUCCAAAGAACGGACCAAAGAACUAACUAUAACAAAAAGUGACCAAUACAAGCGUCUUCCUUCGGCUGAGAAGAUAAAGUCUAAAUAUCGCUGGCUCACUGCUGAUAUACUCGAGCUGUACUUCUCUAAAAAAGAAAGAAUAUACAUUCUUAUGUCGAAAGGWACCCUUGGAAUAGCUUUUGAGCUGCCUGCGGAAAGCAUUCAAGCGACGAAAGGUUUGUGUGGUGUGACCAAGCAAUGGAUAACAAGCUUAACAAACGUUACAAAUGGAACUAAACUCAAUCAAAAUUACAUCGAUAGGGAGUUGUUCRCGUCGCAACGGGUUGGUGUCGAGAAAAUAGUGUUAACUAGCGCAUUUGCUCGGCAGACGAUAACAUCUUCAGGUUUUGCUAUGGAUCUCACUAAUAAUUAUCUAAGCCUAGUAAUGGAUUCCAGUCUYCCUACCAUGGAUGAGUUCACAAUAGAGUYUUGGGUGUGCUUAGUAAAUGCAGAUUCGUCRGUGGUGAARUUGUGCUCUUCUUCAAAGGGAAAUAYAACAGCCCUUACCAAYAAACAUGGUUUAUUCUCGAUGUCAUCAAAUACCAGUACAUUUGCUAUCAUCUAUGACAAGGGUAUUCAAGUASUAUURAAYGGGAAAACUAUCAACACMAGCUUGACCAUUUAUGAAGGUGUCUGGACCCACAUCGCMAUCACGUGGCGUUCUAAUGAUGGGCGUGUGAAUGUCAUGACGUCAGGCAAGAAUUACAGUGAAGAUAUGUUUGGUGUUUAUAUGGGUGYAAAGUUUGUCCCUGUCGGUCUGGUGUUAGGUAGAGCUAUGRACAGAGACGGACAGAUUGUCCAGGAAUAUAUUCUCCGUGGUACAAUGGAUGAGCUACGAGUAUGGCAGUAUGCAAAAAACAAACACGAUGUCUCUUCKCUAARAAAUAUGAAGAUWAACUAUCACAGCGGACUUCUGAUAGUCCUUCCUUUGGACGAAGGAUAUGGYAGCUUUGCGUUAGGCAAGAUGUACAACCCUAUUAACGUUUCUCCUGCUAUUCCUAAAGAACAGCCAAAAAGUCAAGUCGGAAAAKACAUUACAUUCAUAGCAYAUCCUCAAAGUGUUGCACCKGUKUGGCUAGCGUCAGGUAUUGCAGUAAAUCCUCCAACAGACUACAAAGUACUCUUCAGAAAUGAAAGUCUUAGAGAUCAAGCAGUCAAGAUAUGUAAAGAAUGGUUCUAUAGUGAUAAAGUCCAAGGUUUACAACUAUGCAGUACUGCACUGGUUGUUCAAGCACAGUUUUAUUACGAAGCUUGUAUUGCAGAUAUAGCUGACUCAGGUAGCUUGGCUCACUACAAGCUAUCAGUGAGCUUUUUUGGAUUGUACUGUCAGCGGGUGCUCAAUAUCAAAGCAUGCUUACUGCAUGGGACAUUCGAUGCAUUUCCACCAUGCAAGAACUCAAAUGAAGAAAAGGGUACAACUAUACCUGUUGUCGUCAUUACUACUGCUACAGUAGUUCCUUUAUUGUUUAUAAUCUUCAUUAUCGUUAUCGUUCUUAUUAUCUGUAAACGAAGGAGAAGAAAAAAGAAACUUGAAGGACAAACUAACGAGCCGAAAGGGCUUCGCAGUUACACUUUGUCUGGACAAGGAGUUGCUUUUUACGAGAUGAACGUUUUACAACAUGAAAGUGAUCAAGAGGGUGAUACUUCUGCUUCACCAUCAGUUCCUGGAAAAGAUAGCCUUUCUAAAAAGGAAACCYAUCAAAGUGCAAAAGUACUAAUGUAUGGUAAUGUUGGUUCUGACUCGGGAUCUGAACAAGACGAUACAUUUGGYGAAUCAGCWCAAAUUUCUCCCAAGAAAACAAAAARGAUUUCACUCUCGGAGGACACUUCAAAGAGAACCAAAAARYCGGAAAAAGACAUCGCUAAAGAAGAGUGUCCAAGUAAAGCAUUACUUUUGUACGAAUCGGACUCUGAGGAUGAUGCCAAUGUUGAUUYUAAAUUCAACCUCUCUUGCCGAUCAUCCGAUUCUGACAGURAAUCGAAAGCAACAAAGACUGGACCAUCCCUGAAAACAUUUGGCUCAGAUCGAUAA
Molecule: messenger RNA, 63578 nt
Organism: Exaiptasia diaphana
Lineage: Eukaryota; Metazoa; Cnidaria; Anthozoa; Actiniaria; Aiptasiidae
Exons: 79
Coding region: 147-63578 (21143 amino acids)
Biological process (GO): cell communication; motor neuron axon guidance
Cellular component (GO): membrane
Source: RefSeq, a predicted model, not a curated record